GUUAAACUAUGGCAUGUUCUCUUUCACUCAUUACUCAUCUCCUUCUAGCUGUAGUUAAGCAUAAACUCAGUAACAAGUAGCCGAGCAGACACAUCGAGAGACACAGAGGCAGAGAGAGGGGGGACAAAGGAGACAAGUGGGUACAUAGAGAGACCGAAAAGGAAAGAGGACUGAAUUUCUCUCUAAAUCUGCUAUCAUGGAGCAUAUCUUACAACAGUUUUUCUGUCUACUUGGAUUUAUUCUGUGCUUGUACUUUUUGUUGAAAUGUUUGGGAUUUUUGAAGUACCUAUUUCCACAUCUAUGGGGAGCUUUGCCGCUGUCCUUUUAUCGAUCAAUGGGCGAAUGGGCAGGUAAUGUAAUAAUGAUAUUUCCGCACACUAUAUUCGUGGUAUUCAAUAAAGUGCUUGUUCUAUGUGAGCAGUAAGUCUAUGGGCAUACAUGAACCAACAAAAUCAAUUGAGAACCGGCUACAAUAUAAACUAAAUUAGUUUGAGUUAGCUUAGAAUACAUUUUCAACUCCGACCCUACAGUGUAAUUUCUUUAUUUUGGAUAUUUUUGUAGUUUUGCAUUAUGGCAAAAGAAGAGCAAAUUCUAUUACUUGCCAGAAAGUAAAAAUGCUUCUUCAAUCUAAUUCUGUCCAUCCCCUAAGCAACAAGCAAUGCGAAUAGCUUCCUAAAAAUUCAAGCACUCAGCUGUGUUAAAUCUGAUUUAAAAAACAAAAACUCUAAACGCUUCUUGAAAGAUCUAUAGGUAUGCUAUGUGAAAUGCGAUUACUGGUACACAUAGAAUACUGCUUUAGCAACUACUAAAGUAGAUUAUUCAAUGUUGCUGAUAAUUUUUGGUAAAAAAUAUGAAAAUUGCUGUAUAUUCAAGAAUAAAGCACUUAUUUAAAAGGGAUAACAUUUUCAUAAAAUGUUAACUCAGUUUAAAUUCUGAAUAAAAUCAUUGAUCUAAAUUAACUUUAUUUUUAACUGAGCAGAUAUUUGCAUGGAUUUUUUUUCUCUGCUAAAAGACAUUGAGUUUUAAUUAUUUUCGCACUACUGUUAUGGAAGAAAAACUGACGAAUGGUAAAUAGUUUUAAAGCGUUCGUAGGCACACCUUGUAAAACCAAUAAAAUGUAAGGCCGAGGGUAAAGGUUGUGCAAACAAUAAAAUGUAUUCUAAUAAAAAAGCAAGGCUGAAGGUAACGAUUGUAAAACAAAAUAAAGAAUAAAAAAAUAAAGUAAAACUGACAGAAAAACAAGGCUGAUUGUUUGUGGGUAGUUUAAAUUCAACCGUAUUCAAACCCACACUUCAUUACAUAUUUUGAGUACAAAGUAAACCUAUUUUACUAUCGCUGAUGGUCAGAUCUAUAGGCCUUUUAAGGUACCCUCCACAUAUAAACAUAGGAAUGUGUUCUAACUACUGUACUGACAGAUAACCUGCCAAAACAGUCAUAAUAUAAAGCACAAUUGUUAAACUGUGACCAUUAGUUCCUCAGAUGUUACUGGACAUAACUGUCUGCUGGCAAUAUGAAUCUAAAACAUCUGGGAAGCACAGACUAACGGCCUUGAUCUAAGCAGAUUUGCCCAACUCCUUGUGAUGAUUGGAUUUUAUUAUUGGUGUUUUAUAGACUUUUUCCAUGUUGGUAAAUUAUUCUACAUUUUGCAAUAUCUUGCUUAAUGCUGUGAAUAAUUCACUUGUCCUCCCGGGAUAGUGUCUCAGGUCACUAACCAAGCUAAAUGCAGGUAUCUUUUUUCUUAAAGAUUUUUUUUGGGGGGAUGGGGGUAAAAAAUAAUUGCAAUAAUUAAAAUAAAUGGGAAUGUGUUGAAAAAUGUUUCCUUAGUAAUUUAUUAUAAACAUUUAGUGUUUACUAAUAUCAUAGAAUGUUUCACUAUUUUCCAAUAACCAUAUCAAAUAUAACAUCAACUUUAUUAAUGACAUAGCUGAAGUUCUAGAGGUGAACUUGAAACAGAGAGUUAUGAGAGUUAUAUAAUUAAACAGAUUUGUGAAAACAGCUUGAAUGUCUAAUUGAAGGAUUUAUCAAUACUGAUAGAGACUAAUAUGACACCAGUGGGGACACUCCAAGCACUUUAACUGCAAAUGCUCCUUAUCUGUGUUAUGAUUUAACGAGUUCCCCUGUCUCCUUUCUUCCUAUCUAGUAUAAAUGCUGAGAUUUACAAAAUUGAUUUAUGCCCCCCAUAUACAUGAUAUAGUGGGAAACAAACCAUGCUUCGUUCUACCUGUAUAAGACCUUGGAAAGCAUGCACAUUUAAUGCACUCCCAAAAAUCCCCUAAGUAGAGUAAAAUUAUAUGAGAUAGCCUGAACAGAAGUUGGGCACGUGCAUAGUCCGGAGUAGCUUAAUUCAUGAAAAUUCUUAAUGAGUUACUUGCAAAGCUUAUAGAAGCAUGAAUUUAAAUUCAUGUUUAGUAGAUAUACCUCCAGUGAAUACAUGCCUGAGUUUUUCAUGCAUGUAUUAAUUAGGAGCAUAUCUUAAAAGAGCUUGCAAAGGCUGCAGAUCUUAUGAACUGACCUUUGUAAGCACUCCCUUUUUUUCCCCAGUAGAGACUCUCAGUCUCUUAACAGGGAAAUAACCAACCAGAAGCUUCUCAUUAGUACUAUGGGGGUUAAUCAAACACUGCAGAUGUUUGCCGAAAUUGCAAACUACUGUGUUAAAUUUCCACAUUUCAAAAAAAUAAAAAAAUAAAUUAAAAUGGUGGCAGGAGAAGUUGCAUCAGUUCCACAUUGCCUACAUAUAUUUCAGUUGUGACAUGAUCCAUGUCACAAUGCCCACAUUUUAUGUCCAACCAUGCCACAUUGCCUACAUAUAGUAAAGCAGGGGGCUUGGGCAGCACAGGAAGUAGUCUCUGGUGGUGGCUGCUCUUCCUCUCUCCCAUGUGUCUACGGGGCCUUUCAGGCAGUGUGCUCACUGUUGCCACACUUAUUUCCCGUGGUCCCUCCUAUGACAUCUCCAUGCACAGGGCAUGGGGUGGGAGUGCACAGACGCUGCACCCAUGUGCAUAGUAAUGGUGAAACUUACACUAUUUAAUCUGUGCAGUGUAGACCAGGCACCAGUGGCCAGCAGAUGGAUGCAGCUCUCUGUGAGUAAGGCUGUGCUGUGGCCUUAAGAUCCAGGAUGGCAGGCUACAGCACAACAGUGCACAGCCUCUGGACAGUUUUACUGUCCAUCACUGAUGCAAGUUCGGCCACCAGGCCACCAUGGGAUUACACCUUUGGUGAUAAGGGAAGGAAUAAUGUAGAGCAGACAAUUGCCCCCUCCCCUUCCCUGUAGCGACACGUGUGGCGGAACCAGCCUCACCACUGGGCAUUGGAGAAGACUGAUUGCCAGCCUCCUGCCCUGUGACUAUGGUCCCAUGUUGAAAUGCUUGAUUUUCCCCUGCAAAGACCUGAAAGCCGGGUCAUUCGGUACUGUGAGCAGUGUUGCCCCAGAUAGCUAUGCCAUGGAGCCCAUUCGUAUAAUGAAAGACUAUGUGAAAGACUGUGGCUCCAUGGCAAUUGAACUGUCUGUAUGUGAUCUGAGCACCAUUCAGUAAUAAUGUGCGCUCAGAUCUAAGCUAUCUGGGGAUAUGUUGAGUGUACCUGUUUUAUGCAAUAGCUGCACAGUUAUAUAUUUUUAUGUAUUUUAUUGUAUUUUGCUACCAUGUGGCUAAUGGAGUUUUGCCUCUGUCCUUUGAGAUAAUUGGAUUACUUCCCAAUUAUCUCUAGGAUAGAAAACUCUGUGGAACUGGUUUUGGGCAGAAAAGCCAUGCUUCAUUUGGUCACAAAGGACAUUGAUCGACCUUUUGACCCACUGGACCAAUUUGUUUUAUUUUGACAUAUGUAUUUGGAGUAUACUGAUUCUGAAAAUGUAAGUUUUAUGUGAAUGUGAUGUAUACUUUUAGAGUUAUGCAUAUUUUGUAAAACUGUGUAUUUUCCUGCCUGUGAUAAUUAAGUUAGACUAUUGUGUUCAGUAAUUAUAUCACAGGCAGAGGGGAGGAUUUUGUGUGGGAGUGUCUGAGUGUAUUGUACGUAUUGAUUGGUUGUUCUGCAAAACCCUGUGGCAGUACUAUGUUUGUAGAAUGUGAAUAAAAGAGGCUGUAUGUGCCAGUACAGUCAGUUCUACUUCACCCUCAAUUUGGAGUGCCAUCUCUUAUUGGGGGAAUCUGCUACAAGGGAUUGCUAUGCUUGUCAUACUCCCUUGCUAAAUCACUACUAAACUCUUGUAAGAGCUUGUUCCUGCCUUGCUCUCUGGAGGAGUCUACGGUGGUUAUGAUGUCUGCUGCAGUGCUUGGAGUCCUCAGGAGCAUCUUUCAACGGAGGUACCCAUUUGGGGUGCCCGUCAAUCCGUUACAACACGUAUAUUUGGUAUGAGCUUAUACAUAUAACCAGUUGGCAAACACAGAACUUUACAGCCUUCAAUGUUUAAUGGAACAUCCUCCAUGAUUAACCAUAUCUGAACCUAGGAAAAAAAAAUCAACAGACAGAAUUUAUCAUGUUCACAUCGAAUUUAGUUAGAGCCAAGCACCCAUUGUGGUCAGAGCAGUGAGCUUAGUAUAGUUUACAGAUUUACUCAUUUGUGAAUAAGAAAAAUCUAUUCAAGAAGGCCUCACUGGCUGGAAAGACUUGGGGAUUACAUGACCUGUUAUUAUUCUAUGAUCACAAUAUGGGACUGGCAUUUUUUUUCUCUUGUGUCAUUAAUUAUAAUCUCACCUUUCCUUUAUGUAUUCAUACUGUUAUUUUAUUAUAAUUUGACAAGCCCAAUAUUGUCCUUUUACAAGCCGUUAAAAUGUUAAUUAUUUUAUGCAAAAUUUAGGAGAUUUCACCCCAUAAUUAUUCUCCAGAUACCAUAAAUACUGGUGUAUUUUCUUAUUUUUUUUAUUUUUUUUCUAUUUAUUAAUACAGACAUUGUACAGGUUGACGUUAUGGUACAAAUUUGAAUUGAGAGAAAUUAAUUAAAAAGUGAUCAAAUUCCAUGUGAAAGAAACAUUACCAAUUUUUAUGUUAUUCUUUUGAGCUUUCUUGUCAAAUUAGUUGCACUGGAAUGUGUUGUCAUGGGGAAGGCACUGUAUCUACCUAUAUGGUGAGUGCAAAUACAAUGUAAUUCACUACUUGAAGUGAAAUCAAAGGAGAACAAACUUUGCCAUACCUGUUGCUCUCACACUACAACAGGGUAAGAGGAAUGGUACUGGAGGGGGGGCGGGGGGGAGAGAAAGACACACAGAAGGAGGUUGAGGAGAAAGACACAGAUGGGCUGGGGUGAGAAAGACACGGAGAUGGUCUAAUGUGGAGAAACAGGACACACAUAGGGACUUAGGGGAGAAAGAUACACACAGAAGGAUGGAGGGAGAAAGAGACAGGGUACUGGGGGAAGAGACACAAAAGGGUCUAGGGACAAAAAGACACAUUAAGAGUCUAGGGAAGGGGAAAAGAGACACCCAAAAGGGUUGGGGGUAAUACACACACAGAGCAGCAGGGGAAAGGAAGAAAGUGAUGCACAUAGGGACUGGUAAAAGGGGAAAAAAGAGACACAUAGAGAGGAUGUGGGAGGGACACAGAGUGGCUGGGGAGGGGAAGAAAAACAGAGGGGCUCGGGAAAAUGAGACAUACAGAGGGGCUUGGUAAGGGGAAAAAAAGACACUCAGAGGGCCUGGGGCUGAGAGAAACACAAUAAGGCUGGGGGAGAAAAAGACCAGGUGCAGGUGGGUAAGAGACACAGAAAAAGGCUGGGGGAAGUAAGAAACACACAAGGGGCAAAAAUGGGGGAUAAGAGACACUAAAGCAAGUAAGAUAUUCAAAACAGGGAAAUAAGUAACACAAAAGUAGCUAAGAAAUUCAAAAGGGCGUUAAAAGGUACACAGGUUACAAUGCAUUUUUUUUGGUGGGGGUGGGAGGGUGCCACAAUGCAUCUUCGCAUGUGUACUCAAAAAUCCUUGCACAGUUCCUGAGAUUAACUACAACAACAUGGCAGUUAUUUGUGGACCACACUUUUCAAUUUGACAAACCAGCACAAGUCACACUUUCAGAACAUGCAUAGCUCAUCAGUAAUUAUAGAUACUUGGACAAAAAUUUACAGUGUGCUCGGCCAGGCUGGGGAUUGGUUAAACAUCAUGGAAAUGCAGUUCCCAUCUUUACAAUUUAUUUAAUCCUUAAAAAAAAAAACAACAACAAAAUGUAGCUCCUAUUACCUGACAGGUUGCUGUCCCUGGGCCUUCUGUGUGACUAUACGCAUGUUUAUCAUAUAUAUAUAUAUAUAUAUAUAUAUAUGCAACGGUUUGUGGUUUAUCACUGAACACGGAGUGAAAUACAGAUUGCAAAAUUUAGGGAAAGAGUAACAAUUUUGACACAUUCUCAAAUACAGCUUUUUGAGACGAACCUAAGUUGACAAGACAUUACAGACAAACAUAAACCAAAUGUUUAAAAGCCUUAAAAAUCCAGUUAAUUCUCAAGCACAAACACCAAGGCAAAUUUUUAUAUAUAUUUGAAGGCUUGGCCUGGAGUUGUGGGAGAGGCUUGGUUCACCUUUAAAAGGGCUGCCAAUACACUCCCACCUUACCGUUGCUGGUCUGGCGAGUCUGAAACGUUACUUCCGGUUCAGACCGUCAUCUUUGAUUUUUCCUUACCUGUUCCCUCGUGGUCUCCUGGUCUGGGCUUCCCUGGCUCUCCUUACCGUUGCCGGCGUCCGCACAUCUCACUCGUUACCUCUUCUUCACGAAAACCGUAAGUCAGGCUCGCCGUAAAGCAACUGCUGCAAUUCCCCUGCUUUAGACGGCGGAGCCCCGUUCGAUUCAAAUCUACGUUCGGUUCGUUUUAUUGUAUCACUAUUGCAUUCGUCUUAAAUGCUUCACUCAGCUAUUCGCGUGUUCACCGUUCAAACUUACGAACGAUAUCAUUCGGUUAAAUUAUGUUUAAACAUCAAUCGGUUGGUUUCGAAUAUAAAUUAUGGUGUAUCUAUUCGGUUGUUUCUACACUCUAUAUAGUUCUUUCGGCAACUACACUAACUCACGUAUUAAGCACGAAUUCAGCCAGUACUCCAUGGGGAUUUCGCCCCUACUGGUUACAAACGUUAUUGGAGUAAAUCUAUUUAUUAAAUAGGAAUGUUUUAAACAAAUUUGAUGGGUCCUGAUUUCCUGAAUUUGUUUUUCCCACAGAGUUAUCCCAGUGGUUCGUACUGGGAAUUGUGAAUUCAUGUCAAUUUUCUUAUAGGUUGGUUGAUGUUUAAAUUAUGUUUUUAUGAAGUCCAAUGAUACACAUUACAUUAGUUAAGCAUGUAUUUUACUAUUUUAGGUUGUUUGCCUUCAAACGGUAGCUUUUACAAGCACGAAAACCGUCGUCAAUUUUGUUAAAUCUACCCUCUGCAGUGUCGGGUAGGUUCCUUGUUUUUUAGGGCCCACGAUCUGGCCAUAACACUACGUUUAAUCUCACGUUUAUAUAUCAAAUCUCAUGUCCAACAGGUAAUCAUCUCAAGACUCUUACAGUCACUGGUUACUUCUACCUCGACAGCGCAACCUGACUCACAUAUCAGGUACUACGCCAGAAUCCAAUUUUCUCCUACCAUGUUCUGAGGGGUACUGGUCCUAGGUUAUAUGACCCAACUAGGUAAAAGUUUCUGGUCUUAAUCCAUAGGCUAGUGGUCCCGCGAGACCAACACCCCUCUCCUCAUACUCGGAGGAAUACGCCCCUCGGGCCAAAUCAUAGUUAGCCGUCUCGCAUUGUCGCAUAGAGAGGGCCUCACCUGUCACUCCCAAUCUAUCUUAUGCUUUAACUACCACUGAGAGGCCAACACCCCGCCACAACGUUCAGUGGCCUCAUACGUUCCCCUCGGGCCCACGCAUAGGUAGCGCCUCUCAAGCCGCUUGGAAAUUAGUAGGGACUCAUCUGUCACCAUCAAUAAGUAUAAUUGUUUCGCCACUUGGCAUUUAGCUAGCCUUACCAGUACCCACCCAAAUCAAACAUUACAGAGUGAUUGAUUAAAGCUUACUUAUAUUUUUCAGUUAUGUCUAAUAAUCCUGAUAUCCCCGAGGAACUCUCGCUACCCUGCACUCCCGCUAGGCCUGGUACCCCUGUUCCUUGGACAGACGUUGCUAGUCCUGCUUCUCUCAGAUCAUGGACCAUCCCACGUCUCACGGCAGAACUUAGAAGACGCUGCAUCCUAGGAAAGCCGAGUUGUUCAGACUUUUGAAUACGGCCACUGACAACUCUGAUGCAGGGGAAGGACCUAGUGGCACACAAUUGCCAACAUUUCACGCCAUGAUGACUUCGCUCAUGUUAUCCAUCAGCACAAUUAAUGACAGGCUGGAUAAAUUGGAAACAAGUGGUACUAAACAGACCGCUACCGUAGACUGAUGCACGUAUGUUCACACUGUUUUAGAGCCCAUGCCAAAACUAUGUGCCCAAAUAAAGCAUUCCCAAAACCGUAUCACACGUGUGUGAACGUCACUUUAUUGACAUCACUUUUACAGCCACAUCCUUCACGUCAUUUUACUGAAUAUAUUAUUUUGGGCAUGACUGAGGGAUUUCACACUGGGUUGGUCCAUUUACCCUCCGGUACACUGGAAUGCGACAACCUACAGUCCACAUUAGACGAUCCACAGUUGGUAAAUACUCUUAUCUCAACUGAGUUGGAACAAGGGUUUCUGUUGGGACCAUUCUUUUCCCUACCCUUCACGUCUUGUAUACCUAUAGGGGUAGUCACAGGGAAGACCUCACUCAAACCCAGACUGAUAAUUGAUUUAUCAGCACCACACUCCUCCACUAUCCCCAGCCUAAACUCUCUAAUACCUUCUGAAGAAUUUUCACUACACUACGCCACUAUUGACCAUGCCAUAGGGGCCAUUCUACAAGUAGGUACGGGAGCAUGGCUGAGUAAAACAGACAUGGUAAACGCCUUUAAGCUACUACCCAUACAUCCUUCCCUGUGGCAUCUACACGGUAUUAAAUGGCAAGGGAGGUAUUAUUUUUUUCACCCGACUACCUUUUGGCUCCAAAAGCAGUCCACGUAUUUUUUACACGUUUGCAGAGGCUCUAUGUUGGCUCUUACUAAAUGUGUUCAAGUGCCCUUCGGUUAUCCACUAUCUGGAUGAUUUCCUCUUGAUUGAGAAUAACACUCUUCCACCUAGUAGUUUGAAUCACUUAUUGGCACUGUUUGAAUCUCUUAACAUUCCUGUCUCUCAUCACAAAACUUUGGGUCCAGAUACCUACAUGCAAUUUUUGGGCAUACAACUAGACACGAUACACAUGCAGGCCAGUCUACCUCAGGACAAGAUUGAGCGUACCCUGGCAAGUAUUGAACAUUACCUGCUACAAUGUCAUUGCAAUCGGAAAGAACUCCAAUCACUUCUUGGAUCGCUCAAUUUUGCCAUGAGGAUCAUACUCCAAGGUAGAUCUUUUAUAUCCCACCUGUUAUCCUUGUUUCCACUGUUUUCUUCGGACACUUCACAUAUCACAUUAGCUGUACACGCAACUUCUGAUUUACGCAUGUGGCGGGUCUUUCUUACCUCUUGGAACGGGCGAACCAUGUUUAUACCACCUCCCUCCGACACAUCACCUACAUUAUGGACAGAUGCCGCAGCUAACACAGGCUUUGCCGCCAUGUGGGGUGACCAAUGGCUUUGGGGCCCUUGGCCGACCGAAGUCGAAUCACUACCCAAAUUUUCUGACACCUCUGCUUUAUUUGAGUUGUACCCAAUCGUUGCGGCAGCCAUUGCUUGGGGACCAUAUUGGUCUGACCACACGGUCAGGUGCUACUCGGAUAACCUGGCUACAUGCCACAUUGUGAAUAAAGGCCGUUCGGCAUCACUUUUCUCUCGUUACUACCGAACACUUCCAGACGAGCUACACCUGCACCUCUAUUCCAAGACAUGAUCAUGGAUUAAAGACCUUGUUAGAUCACGCACGUCACAUUUCUCAUAUGGCACCCUCAGUAAACACUAGGGACACUUAUGAUAGGGCCUUUCACGUAUUCAAAAAAAUUUAUCACGAGUUUCACAUUCACGACAUGUUUGCAUUAGAGAUGAUUUUGGGGUUUACCUCUUUUUGCCACAUUAACCUUAAACUAUCCUUUAAUACUAAUAAACUGUACAUUACCGGCAUCCAACACCAUAUGCUCAUCCAACAAUCUAUCAGUACUGCUUUUCUAACCUCAUACCAAAUUAAAACAUUACUUAAAGGCAUUAAAAAAUUAGAUACACAUGUUCCCUCACAAAGACUACCUAUAGACAACAACAUCUUCCACUCUCUAUCCAACCUAUUAGAUUCAUCUCCUUUCGAACCCAUGACAAAUAGCACUAUCAAAACCGCACUAUAUCUUGCCUUUUACGGGUUCCUCCGGCCUAGCGAAUUCACAACCAUAACCAUCACCGCACCUGAAUACCUUAGAACCAAUGAUCUACAGAAACAUACCGACCAUUAUAUUCUCUCUCUAAGACAAUCCAAAACCAGCACCGACGGACACAUUAUUCAAAUACCACUGUACCCUACUCACAAUAUAUGGUGCCCAGUUAAAGUGUUAGACACUUAUUCACUUUCAGUCCAAAAACAACCUCAACAGCCUUUGUUUGAACUGCAUGGACACACUCUGACCACAGCUAAAUUCAUGCUGUACACAAGACUUCUGUUGACCAGGCUCGGCCUAAACCCCAAUCAAUUUUCAGGUCACUCUUUCCGUAUAGGAGCAGCAUCUUCCGCAUCCGCUAACCACGUCCCCGCUCAUAUUAUUAAGGCCAUGUGGCGCUGGAAAUCCUCCGCCUACACACUCUACAUACCCAAUCCUGUUAAAGAAUUAAGACAAGCUUUUUGUGACUUAUCUCAAUAAACGAAGUUGGUUCACGAAUAAUGUUUUCUGGUUAUUUUCUUUUUGCCCACUUUUAUUACAGGCCUACUGCUUUGUCGGUUCCGGCACACCACAACCGACUGGUGCAUACUCAUGGAUGUUAUGAUUGUAUUAUGCUAAGAUUUCUCUGUUUGGCCAUAUUGCCCCGACUACAAAUAUAAAUAUAUAUAUAUAUCAGGAAGAUUUUCAAAGUGAAGACAUAAAAUCCCAUUUACGGUAUUUAGCUGCAGAGUACAGAGUUAAUAAUUUAAACAUCAAAGGUAAACUCUAGGAAAGGUACAAAAGUCUCCAAUUUUCUAAAAACAAAUAAGCACAGCAAAUAGACAGAUCCAAACUAUGUCAGUGACCUUGGCAAUACAGAUAAACAAGGCUAGUAUUGAUGAAUGUUAAGUAAGUAUUUGUGAUCUUGUAAUGACUGUCAUAGAAUAGUAGUAAUAUAGUAAUACAAGCAUAACAAUAUUAUGUAAUGAUGGUAUUUAUUAACAAUCAAAUCAUUUAACAAUUUCAAUGUUAUGCCAAGUGAGACAAAUGAGACCUAAACAGAGAGAAUUGUAGAUUAUGCUAACGUAGUGUACCUAUAAUCUUAAUUUUAAUAAUGACAGGAGGCGAGUAUUUUGCAUAACUUUCUUUACUUUAUGCCUCCAGCAGCACAAGUCAAUCAAUAAACUUUAAACCAAUCAGUAACAGGCAUCACAUUCAUAUAUAAAGCCCUGACAGUCACAUGACUUCCUCUUUCUUUGAUGCGAAAAACAGUCUAUUAUAACGUCAGGGAAUUCAAAUAACAGUCCUGAGUAACGUGUAGAACAUAACUUGAAACCUUCCAGCUUUAUCUUGUCGAAUCCAUCUAUGAUGAUUACGCUGAAAAGAACAGAAAUACGUGAAAGGUGAUGGAAACCAACUGUUGUCCACAUUAAAUCCAGUACUAUAUGUGUCUAUAUUUAUAUUAAGUUAAUAUACUGAAACAUUAAACAAACCAUAGUAUACUUAAUAAUCAACACGGAUCUAACACAUAUCAACCAAAUAAGCAUCCCAUAAAUAUACUGAAUUACCAAACCUUAUAAUUUACACUGAGAAAAUGACAAACCAAAAUAUAAAAAAUUUCCAGAGUAUAGGGAGGGAAACAGGGAGGGAAAAUACUCGCCUCCUGUCAUUAUUAAAAUUAAGAUUAUAGGUACACUACGUUAGCAUAAUCUACAAUUUUAUCACAUGACAGGAGGCUUCAUAUUUUGCAUUUUUAAAGCUGUGGUAUGAGCGUGAAGGAUGCGUGUGUGGUUGACGAAAAUAAAUAUACGGAAGUAGUCUAUCCGUGUCCAAUUCGUCGCUGAAAAUAUAGAGGCCCCCUCGUGAAGGCCUGAGAAGCAGCUGCGCCUCUUACCGAAUGAGUACCCAAACACGUCUCCACCCUCGCUAGCGAUAACAACCAAUGAACCCAUCUAGAGAGAGUGUUCAUGGUAACUGGCUUGUACGGUUGGUAUAAGACCAGCAGAUGUCCUGAAUGUGACAUUCUAAGUGUUGUCGUGAUCUCCAUGUAACAAAGUACCCCUUUAACUGCACAAAGGCUGGGAAACCGUCGGUAACAGGGAACGAUACGGACACGGAUAAGAUAUAGUUCUACGAGACACUGUAGAAAUUAUUCUUUCCGGUGAUACCGAAAAGACCGUCUACGUCGAACUCCAGUACAUCUGAUACCCGACGAAAAGACCUAAAAGUAACGUGACUCUGGCUAAUGGCUGACUGAGGGAUAGGACCGUGAUAUCUGACUAGCUCCAAAAGAACCAAAUCAAAGUCCCACACCAGUGAUACUUUGACGCAUGGUUCUGGACGGUUUGAUACCCCACAGAAAAUGGCAUAUCAAAGGCUCUUGAUUGACCGGAGUGUCGUGAAUCGUGCUAUGCAUCGUCGAAAUCGCGGAACGUAGCCCGUUAAUGGAACGUUCCGAUCGGCCUGUAGUGAAAAGGUAUGAUAAAGAUCCAGCAUCGUGGAGAUAGGGGUAAUAAAGGGAUCGCAGUCCCUUCCCAUACACCAGCGAACUCAAGGUGUUCCAUGCGGAUAAGUUAUUUCGGGGGAAUACCUGGCGUCCAUGAGUCCCAUAGUAGGUCUCUAGUUGGUUGCGAUAGUCCCUUGACAUACCAGUCUCCCCUGGAAGACACCAAUCUACCAACUCCAGAUGCUCCUGCAUUCUCAAUGGAUGAUGUUCUCCUUUUGGAUCCGCCCGAAGGCAAGUUAAAACGGAAGGAGCAGAGGAUGAUCCUGAUUAAGGACAACCCUUCUGGGUGUCACGCUUGCCUCCUUUACCGCAGUAAUGAGUACUAUCGAAGUCUUCGCUAUUCUGAUCCCAAUUUCAUAGGUGUGUCCGUAUCUCAGGCAGUGAGCUUUCAGCCACUGUCUGGCCUGGUAGUGAAGCAGUCCUGGGAAAUAGUCAAAGGGUUAUGGUGCCUUUCCGCCGUACCCGUCGAAUUUCCUUACGAAUCGUCGCUAUCAAUGAUGUGGGAAGGUGUAAUCCGCCCAAGGUGGAAUCUAUUCUGAAAUAGAGGAACUGAAUCACUCGGAACUGGGAUCGAACCAACUCCUCUCUGUUCACUAUGAAUCCCAACAAUUCCCGAAACUGUAAACAUAAAUCUCGUUUGUAAACGUAGUCAUGAAUUGGAUUUGCAAAAGGUAAGUCGUCUAGGUAUGUGACAGCAGAUACCCUUUGCUUUUCAGUGCGCAGUGACCGACUUCAGAAACUUCAUGAGGCACCAUGUGAACCUAUAGGUAAGUGCCCUUCAAGUCCAACCUUGUAGAUCCCCUAAGAGAUGGAUACCUUCCUUCUUGAGUUGUCGGUACGCCCCAAAACCAUUGGGUUGGCAUAGGUUGAUGACUGGGUGAUAGUCUCCUAUCUUCUUCCUUACUACCAAACCGUUGCUGAGAUAAAUGGUUCUCCAAACGAUAGUCUGUCUGCCUGAGGUCCUCGCUCUUUCGUCCCUAACUUCAAUAGUUUGAAAUCCAUCUUUAAUCGGGCUGCUUUGCGGCAUUCUGUGCACCUGUCUGCCUUGCGUUCCCCAACUUACAUAUUGCCCUUUGCACCCAUUCCCUCACAUCGUGAGCUUCUAGAGGUGAGUCUUGUGUGGGGUCAGGUCCGCAAAGUAUAGAAUUUUUUCCCGGGCUGAUCAUAUCCAGUAUUUAACUCAUUUUGAGUCCUCCUCCUACACACUGAUCGGGACAUACAUAUCACCACGAGCUCCAUAGUGAGGACUAUCUUGUUCGGACAUAGAGGGCGUGGGCAUUCCAUCCUGAGCCGGUCUCGGAUUUCUUUUCCCAUAGGCCUCCUAAGCCAGAAGUGGGCCCGGUGCUCCAGUUAACCCCAUUCGGAUGACCCUGGUUGUCGGAUGGUGCGUGAGUCAAAACAGGAGUGUCCAGUGUGCCAAAGAAAAAACCUUUCUUGCUAGGCGUGUCUUGUCACUUUUACCUCUUCUGCCCUCCAUUCUUUCAUGAUCUCCAGAGAAGGGGGGGGAGGAUGAAGUCCUCGUCCCCUGAUGAUGGGUGUCCGACCUAACGUCGGUAUCUCAAUCUUCCAUUGGUGUUGCUGCCGUUGCACCCGCUCUGUCGGAUGGGUUGUUAGCCAGCAUACUGGAGAGGACUUCUUCCCCCGGAGCUGUCAUGGCAGCCUUAAUCCUCGCCUGAAAAUCGGUCGGGGAUAUUGAGGUAAGUCCGACAUGUUGGUUCACACCCUUUCGGUCCGUGGGAGACAGGAUCGUACAACAGUACACUUAUUGCCACUCAGUAGGCCUCCGCGUAUAACUGGGGGUCACCCAGAAUUUUGAUCAAUCAGUAUCAUUUUCGCAGGAUCCGGGGAGUGGUCUGAGAAUGAGGACACCCUCAGUAAGACCGGGAUGAGCGGUCUGCAAUGUCGGGAUGUAGCCCGAGUCUGGGAGACGUGAAAGCCUCAAUAUAUAUAGUCCACGGGGUUCAUCCUUAUAUGGUCUAGAAUUGUGGAGUUUUGGCAGCACUGUGAGUUCUCCUUCUCGGUUAAGGGAAGGGCGUACAAUAAAUGAUUAACUAAUGACAAUUGCAAUAUUCAGUAAAACAGUUUGGAGCAAAAUACUCUGACCUGUGCCUUGGCUGGUAAGCAGCAAAGAAAGAGGAAGUCAUGUGACUGUCAGGGCUUUAUAUAUGAAUGUGAUGCCUGUUACUGAUUGGUUUAAAGUUUAUUGAUUGACUUGUGCUGCUGGAGGCAUAAAGUAAAGAAAGUUAUGCAAAAUAUGAAGCCUCCUGUCAUGUGAUAAAAUUCAGAGUUUGUGAUUACUGACAAAGUGAAUGUAAGACAAGCAGACAUACAGUGUUGGAAAGGAAGAGAGAAUUACAUGGGGUAUGAGUAAUCUUAAACACAGAUAAAAAUAUGAAAAAUUAACUCAACAGGUAAUAAAAAAGUAUUUUAUAGCACUGAUGCCCAUACAUCACUGACAUGCAACCCCAAUGCAAGCUAAUCACUAAUGCACUCACAUCUCUUCACAUUUUAUGAGAUUUUAUGGGGACAAAAGUUUGGUAGUAUGGCAAUGGGGAGAUACCAUGUGGGGACAACUAUCACCAGAUCAAGAACACUUGUUGACUGUUUUGGUGUUUUCUGUCUAUGAAAUUCUGUAAGUAUGCCCAUCAUAAACAUAGGUACCAGGCCUAUUAGUCUCUUCACCAACCACUGUCUCAAUUUUAAUAUCUGCAAAAUUUCAAAAUACAAUGCCUAGCCAUUACAGUGCUUCUAUCCACUGCUGCCACACACUUGGAUAGAAGUACUGUAAAAGGUAGUCUUCUAGUGCAUUAUUCAUGAUUUUAGAUUCCAUUACAGUGCUUCUAAAAAUAAAAAAAAUUAAAAAUGGGUUGCGCCAAAAGGUAUGAAAAGAUAGAAUAUUAUAACAAUAUAAAAAAGACCAAAUAGGGCAUGGGGAUGACGUGACACGUGAGCGCACACGCUCCCACUGCCACGAGGAUAUAGGGAGAGGAGGAGACCUCCUGGAAGCGGCAUCCAACUCUGCACGCUGAGCGCGAGUGCAGCCAGGGAAGCUUAAACCGGUAAAACCAGCAAAGGACAACAAGCAAGUUAAGUCUGAAGGAAUACUCGGGUGAAUUUGCCAACUGCUCGCUACGCUCUCACUCUUGACAGGCGGUACACAUCUAUGUGAAAGCCAGUAGCAGUGAGUUGCGGCAGUUGGGCUGGGAAACAGAGGCUGGGAGGAGGUGAAUUACGACCAGUGCCUAGUUCAUCUGGACAAAAGGUAAUAUACAGAGUGGUAUAUCCUAGAAACAAUAACUGUACUCCAACUCAGGAGGAAGGGUAAUAAGAAGGCGACGGCAUAGAAGAUAGCUAUCUAUCUCUCGAGGUGGUGAAAUAACGGUUUUAUUUGCUGAACCUUUUUUUCUCCUUUUUUUUCCUUUCCCACUGCUUUGUUUGCGGGUGAAAAGGGGGGGAAUUUAUAAAUGCAAAGAGGUGAAAAUGUCUCCCAAAAGAGAUAAAGAUAAAGCAACAUCGACAAAUACAGAAAAAAAUAAAAAUAUUAAUUUAUUUUACUCACCUAAAUCUCAAGAGCACUGCUUAGUUAAAAGGCCAUCUUUAGGUGAGCGUAGAGAAUCUGUUCCCCUAACCCAGGAAGCCCACCUGGUAACCUCUCAGUAUAUCACACAACAAACACUUAAUGAAGCACUGGAAACACUAUACCUGAAAUUGAAACAAGAUUCUGAAGACAAGUCCAAUAUUUUAAGGCUGGAAUUAUCCAACUUAUCCUCUAAACUGCAACUGCAAUCUGAAACACUUCAAAAAAUCCAAGCAAUCAAUGACAAUCUAACUCUAAAGUUUAAUCAAUCGGAAGGAAGGAGUCUCAGAAACAAUUAAUUAUGAUCAGCUGGACCAAUUUCUUAGAUCCUUCUUUCUAAAUUUUAUCCCUGAAAAGUCUAUGGGAGAAUUCCCAUUUGAAAGAUAUCAUAAGCUACACCGACCGAAGAAUUUGCCGUCAGAUAUACCAAGGGACAUUAUUGUUUCCUUUUCUAAUAAUUAUAUCAAAAAUCUGAUUAUGCAAUCGGCACAGAAUAAUUCUAUCUCAGAUGCUCAAUUCAAAGAUAUUAAGCUUUACUCAGACCUAUCCUUAACGACUCGGCAGGCAAGGAAAAGAUUUGUAAUUCAGACAGGUUUACUGAGAUUGCAUGGUGUCACAUACAAAUGAUACUUCACCACGGCACUAACUGUAUUCUUUCAAGUCAGCAAUAUCUUUUUAAAGAAGCAUCUGCUGCACAAGAAGCAAUUCAGUCUUGGAAUCUUCAACAGAUAUAAUUCAGAUUUUAAUAAGUUAAAUGAGUAACCACUUGAUCCCUAUGGAGAAAGAGAGAAUGCUAACAGAAAACCUAGCCCUGUUUAAUAUUUGCUUCCUAUGUAGCUAAAGUUUUACGCCAUAGCAUAAGGCUGCCAUGCUUAAUAUUUUUAGGAGUACCUUUUAUUAUUGUAUACAUACAGGCUUGAAAUGUAGAGGAGUACACUUGUAAAUUACAUUUAUUUGUGCUUUACAAUGAGAGGAGGGUUUUGAUUAGGGUUUAGACAUAUAUAAUUAAUGGCAUAACGGUGGCUAGCACUUUCAGUUUAGGGGUAUCAUAAUAUAUAUAUAUUUUCUUUCUCUCUUUACACGUACAUGUGGUAAUUUAAAUAAUUUUAAUUCAACACGAAGGCUAGGGCCUUUUUCUAUCAAUAUGGAAAUGGAAUUAGGAGGUAUAUACACUAGAGUUAACUUGAAUGGAUUUAUAAUAAGAGGAUGGGGAGAAGAUUGUCUAUUUAAAUGUUAUAUUUAUCACAAAGAAGUGGUCUAUCAGUAAUAUAAAGAGAGUUAAAGUAAGCAUUAAUAUAAAGAAGAAUUUCAGAGAUACAUUAAGUUGGAGCAGGUCUGUGAUAUGGCGUGAUUUUGCUAUGUGGGUUGGGUCUAUGGAUGAUCUAUAAGGAUAUAUACGGAUGAUAUAUUUGGUUUCCUAUGACUAUAAAUUUUUAACAUGAAUCACAUCUUAAACACUUGCUAACACAAUAGCUCCACCACCUUGAUAUAGGCUGGUGGUAUGGUUAGUGAUGGAUUUAUUCCAUAAUAUAGGCAAUCUAGGUAAGACCAUAGGGGACUGAAAUAUAUACAGAUGAACAGAUGUUACUAGUCUAAAAUAAUGUUUUGUGUUGGCAUGGUUAUGAAGUGUUUCCUCCUUUUUCUAAUAUUCUCACCCCUACAAUUCUUGUGUGAUAGAUGUACACAUGUCUUCUUACUUGACUACCUUGUGUUUUAUUUGAUCUUUUUAUGUAUUUUUUCUUAUGUUUUGUCAUGGGUCUGAGACUCGACAUGGGGCAAAUCGUGGAUAAUAGGUGUUAUGAUUGCACUUAAUUUCUUGUCAUGGAAUGUUCAGGGUUUGAAUUCACCCUAGAAAAUGGGUGCUGUAUAUAAAAUUCUGAUUGAAAAUAUUAUAGAUAUUGAUUUCUGUUAAUAUUUUGCUCAAAUAUUGAAGGGAAGCGCAAAAAAGAAGUACUGCUAUUAUAAUCUCUAGUAGAGUUAAUUUUGAACUUAUUCAUCUAUUUAGAGACACGAUGAGCAGAUAUUUGAUUCUCAUUUCUAAAAUCAAUGGAUUUUUAUAUACUUCUGUUAACAUUUAUGCACCAAAUUAUAGCCCGGUAGGUUUCCUGGAUGAGAUCAUGGAAAGGGUUGAUGAAUUAGCAUGUGGUAAUAUUAUAGUUGAGGGAGAUUUUAAUUGCAUUGUGGAUCCAAGAAUGGAUAAAAGCCAUAAAAAUACUAGAGAUCAGAAGACUACAAAUUCUUAUCUGUCUGACUUUUCGGAAUUUCUAAAUAGGAAUUCUUUAUAUGACUGUUGGAAGUCUUUGAACCAUCACACUUAUUUCCGAAUAGAUAUGUUUUUGGUGAAGGCAGGGCUUUUAAGAGCAAUUAUUAAAUCGAAUAUUGGAUCUAUAGUUUUGUCGGACCAUGCCCCAGUAUUUAUUAAUAGUAAGCUAAAAUAGAGUUUCAGGCCAAGGGCAAGAUGGAGACUUAAUGAAAUCCUUCUGAAAUCUGAUCACAAUAUUAAUACUCUGACGUCUGAAAUAGAGAAUGUUAUGACUAUUAAUGAUAAUGGGGAAGUUUCCACUGCAAUACUAUGGUACUAUGCUGUACUCUUAAAAGCUUUGCAAGGGGAUUAUUGAUAAAACUUGAUUCAGAACUCAAACGGAAGAAGGGAGAAUCUUUGCAGGAGCUGAGGAUAAAACUAGCAAAUAAAGAACGGUUAAAUAAAAGUAUGCUAAAUAAGGAAAUAAUCAAAGAAAUAGCUAAUUUAAGGGAGACUAUUAAAGAUAGAAUAUACGAUACAGUCAACAAAAAUAUAGAAUUUCUUAAGCAAUGGUGGUAUCAUAAUAACAAUAAAAUAAAUAAAGACAUUUCAAAUAAAAUUAAGAACCACCUUAAAGACAAGUCCAUAAAAAAAUAUGUUAUAGGUGACAAACAUUUAACUUCACCAAAUGAUUUGCAAAAGCAUUCAGAGAUUUUUAUAGAUCUUUAUAUAAUGCAAAGGAUGUGAGGAAAAGCAAUAAGGAAAUUGAACAAUUCUUAAUUAAUCUCAAACUCCCAAAAAUAAAUCAUAAGAAAUAAGAUAUAUUGAAUUUUCCAUUUUUGUUGUCAGAAGUAAUGGAAUCGAUAGAUAAUCUGAAACUGAAUAAAGCGCCAAGCCCCAAUGGCUUUUCUGUCUUCUUUUAUUAAACCUUUUCUAGACUUAUUGCUCCUGUCCUUUUGGAUAUGUAUACGGAUGUGUCGAUAGAUAACCCCUUUCCUAAUGAGUUGCUGUUGGCAUCAAGUUAUUCCAAUACCAAAAACAGAUAACGAUCCAUCAUUUAUCACUAACUACAGAUCUAUAUCUCAUUAAUAUAGAUAUGAAAAUCUUCUCUCAAAUAAUGUCUAGCCGUCUUAAUGAGGUCAUAGGCGAUUUGAUUGGUGUUGAUCUGUCAGGGGGAGAGGUACUACAGAUAAUACACGGAGGAUAUUUAAUCUAAUCCAUAGAACAAACAAGUAUAAACGGGGAUCUGUUAUUAUGGCUCUUGAUGCCGAGAAGGCCUUUGACAGAGUCAAUUGGAGAUUACUUGACUCUGUCAUGGGCCAGUUCGGCCUCGAGGGACAAUUUAGGAAUAAAACCAUGCUGCUAUAUAGGAAUUCUACAGCAAAAAUAAUUAAUUCUUUCUGUGAAUCUGACCCUUUUGAGGUUAAAAACUGUACUAGACUGGGUUGUCCUUUGGCACUGUUAUAUAUCCUUACGAUUGAACACUUGUCUAGUAUGAUUAGACAGAAAUAAAGGGGGUUAAGUCAUAUAAUGGAGAAAUUAAAGUCUCCCUUUUUGCAGAUGCUGUGCUUCUCACCUUGACAGAUCCAUUAGUCUCAAUCCCAUUGGUCUUAGAAAGUAUAUCUUCCUAUAGUAGCUUUUCAAAUUACAAGAUUAAUAUGAAAAAAAAUGCAAAUCUUAGCCUCCUUUUUAACUAAGGCCCAGAAAGAACUUUUGACCUUAUGAUUCUACUUUUCAUGGGAAAGAAACAACAUUGAUUAUUUAGGAAUUAAAAUAUCCUUUGAUAUUGAAAAGCAGAUAUAAACGCAUUUUGAUACCCUAUUAAAAAAAAAUGCAACAACAGGUGGAAAAAAGGAGGAAAAAGAUAUAGGCUUCAUGGAUAGGCAGAUUAAAUAUGAUCAAAGCAUUUUUAAUACCAAAACUUUUGUAUCAUUUUAGAGCGAUCCCCUAUAGAUUGAGAAAAGGAACCCUUAACCAGUUUCAAAAUCUAAUCUAAUCUAAGAAUAUAUAGGAUAGCGUAUGAUAUCCUCUGUAAGGUUUAUUUAAAGGGGGAAAUAGCCUUCCCGGAUGUCGAUAAAACCCAUGAAGCUUGUAUGUUAUCACAUCUCUUGCUGUGGGUAAAUUCGGAUAUGGAAAACCAAUCAUGGUUUAUACUAGAGCAGAAAGAUAGCCCCAGACACAAAUUAUAUGUUCUUUUUUGAAUUGGCAUUUUAAAACUAGGAGAACUGGACAUAUAUAUAUAUAUAUAUAUAUAUAUAUUCUAAUAAAAUCCUCAUAGAUAUGAUUAUCACUUCAAAUUUUUUUAAUGAAAAAUGAAAAUUGGAGGGCAAACUAGUAUAAGAGCCCCAUUAGAGGUAUUACAAUAUGCAAUAGAAGAUAUAAAUGUCCAAUCGUGGAUUCACCUUGGUAUAUUGAAGAUUUCAGACUUGGGCAAUGGGAUUAAACCUAUUCUAUUUGCACAAUUACAAGCAAAAUAUAAUCUUCCCUCUAGAGAUCUCAUCCCGUACUUAAGGAUUAAACAUUUCUUAAUGUCGAAAUCAAUACUUAAUAAUCAUAACAUAGAGUCCUUUAAAAAGCUACAUAAAAAGAAGGGAGUGAUCUCUAGAUCUAUUAAAUUGUUAGAGUCAAUGUAUCAGGAAUCCCAUAGAGUUUUAUUUAUGAAAUGGGAACGAGAUAUUGGGGGAUCCUUCUCCCUCCCGGAAUGGACCAAAGCCACACUUUUAGUUAAGCGUUGUAUACAUAGUGUUUCUCUUAAUGAAAUACAUCUAAAGAUAAUAUAUGGGUGGUAUAUGGUCCCGUCAAGACUUCAAAAAAUCUCACCUAAUUACCCUAGAUAAUGCUGGAGAUGUGGGAUGGAGGAGGGUUCUAUAUAUGAUGUUUGGUAGUAAUGUUUGGGAUUAAGGAAUGUUAAAACUCAAAUGCUUAGACUUGUAAAUUCCUUUUUUUCCGUGAGUAAAAUAAAUUAGUCCUCAAUUGUUUUUCUUUAAUAUCGGCUUCCCUUCUCAAGACAAAAAUCUAAAAUAUCUCCUGACCCAUAUAUUCUUCACUAUUAAAAUAUGUAUAGCUAGGGCUUGGAAAUCUUCAAUUCCUUUACCAUAGCAAGAGAUUAUGGAACAAAUAGAAUAUCAGCAUAAGAUGGAAUCUAAUUCUAUCUUUAACACUAGUACUAGAACAAAUUUAAACUAUGGUAAACAUACAGUAAAACUAUGGCUACCCUGGACAAACAAAUAUCCUAUAAGAUAAAGCGUAGUGAUUUUUUGGCCUGAUUUGACCUUAUGUCGAGUCUCAGUAACAUUUUGUUUUUAAAUUAUUUUUUUUUGUUGCUCUUUUUUUGUUUAUUAAUGGUUUCGCUAUUAAAAUAAUUUGAACCUCCAGACGAUAUUUAGAUAUUAAAUGGACCUGAAACGGGGUUACAUUUCAAAGCCGUUGUAGUGACUAUAUCAUAACAAGAGAACCUAUGUAUAAACGGAUGUAUAUACUGUGAUGUUAUUCUCUGUAUGGAAACUUUCUUGCUUGAACGUGACCAAAUAUUAUAUGAUGCUAACCCUGUUCCUAUAAAAAUUAUGCCUGUCAAAGCUUUUGUUUAUUGUUAUACUUCUUAAAUAAAUAAAAUAUAUUUUUAAAAAAGUCAAAAUAUUCACAGUCCAAAUAUCGCAAUCACACUUGAAAACGCCUUUAUUGGUGAAACGUGUUGUGUAAUAUUGUAACAUUCAUGUUUUUUUCUUUUAAGCAUUAAAGUAUAUUAGGUUUUAAUUCACUUUGUUGUGAUAGACCAUUUAUUACACUUUGUAUGCAAUUUUACAAUUUUAUUCAGAUCUGGACAACUAUUUACCAUCAUAUCCCUGGUGGAGAUUAUGCCAUCCAUGCGCAGAUAUUUGAGCGACUUAACGCUCUAUCAAAUGUAUUACAUUUUUAUACUGCAUCACAUAUUUAGGUUUACAGUGAGCACUAUUGGAUAUUUUCUUCUUCUUUCAUACACCUACCUGCACGGCGAGAUAUUUGCUUUUCCAUUGGUUGUUACUGUUGAUAAAUGCAACAUGAGUGAGAAUAAAUAAAGGGAGUAUUUAUAAAGAGUAUGUCUAUAACAAAGUCCUAAAUGUGAAGCAGUCAUCAGAAACAUUUUGUUUCCCAUAAAGAUUUCACUACUUUUAAAACCUUGUCCCAGAAUUGUUCUUUAUAAGCAACUCCCAGAAAUUACAUUUUCAACAAGCAGUUCAUGAACUAUUUCCUUUUCACAUUCUCACAUUUGACGUUUAAGUGUCAAUUUACAAUUUUUGGCCUAUUUCCCAGGAUGACUUUCUGUUCUGUAACGGAAGACAAAGAACAUACAAAAUGCCAUUUUCAGUAUGGGUUCAGUUAGCUCCUAAGCGCCUCUGAAAAUUUCUGCCAAUUAUUCCUCACAAGGAAUGCAAAGUUUUAAGUGGUUUCCACUACUAAGAAAAUCUAGUCCUAAUAGAAACCAAUUUACUAUUUUGAAUAAUAAUCAAAAUACUGUAAAUUUAGAUUUUCGGGUCUCACGGUUCCCUUUCAAACAUGGUAAUUCAAGACUGAAUACGAAUCACUUAAAGGAACACUAAAGGGUCAGGAACACAAACAUGUAUUACUAACGCUAUAAUGUUAAAACCAACAUCUAGCCCCCCUUUGACCUCACUAGCCUCCCUAUAUAUAGUAAAAUCUUACUUUUAUUCAAAUCUGCAGCUGCUAGCUUUGCCCCGGUCUUACUCAGACCUGCCCAUGUCUGGUCACAUUAUCAGAAGUGGUGGUCUGAGCCAGUUUCAAUGCAUUCCCAUAGGAUUGGCUGAGACUGUCAAGGAGGCAGAUCAGGGGUAGAGCCAGCACAAGUCAAACACAGCCCUGGCCAAUAAGCAUCUCCUUAUUAUUAUUAUUAUUAUUAUUAUUAUUAUUAUGAUAUUUAUAGAGUGCCAUCAAAUUUUAUAGCAUAACAGGAGGCUUCAUAUUUGCUUAAGUCUCUCUUUACUUGAACUCCACAGCAGCACAUUAACAUAGAGAGAUAAACACCAAAGACAAAAACAUAAGGUAUCUAUAUAAGGCUCCUCCUAAGUUACCAUUUCCUCUUUCUUUGCUGCUCCGCAGACAGUACAUGUCAGAGUACCACUGCCUCCUGUUUUCUAUGGGUGGCUGUGUGUCUAUUAUUAUUAUUUAUAUUUGGUGAUUUUCUUAUGUUUUCUUGCCUUGGAUUAUCAGUGUUUCUGUUUCUUAUUGCUGUGUUUAUCCUUGUGUUUGGGCAUUGCCUUACUUAUCUGUUACUUGUGCCCCCUUUUUUUCCUUUCUCUUUUAUUUCUUUUCCCUUCUUUUGGGUUUUGAUUGUUUACUUUCUGCGGUCGCCAAGAAGCGGUUUCCCGACCGCAUCCCGUGCCGCUGUCGGGACCGCAGAGUAAGACUCCGGCGGUCCCACGUGUUUCUGGUACUGAUUCCCGCCCGCCGGCUUCGUCCGCCGAGCGGGAAUCCUAUCCUUGCCUUCCUGCUUGCCCGCGUCCCCGGUCGCUGGUUACUGUUACCGAGUGGCGUGGGGACGGAGCAGGGUGUUGGGUUAUUGCCGCGGGUGCCUCCGCUUCUGGGCGCCCUUCCCCCCCCGUGACCACGUGGCCGGCCGCGGGGGUGAGCGGCUCUCUGUUCAGUCUCGGCCGCACGCACCUUUAUUCCUUAAGGGCGCAGUGCCCAAUUUAUUUUUUUAUUUUAUGUUGGGCUACUGUUCAGCCCCCUCUGUUUGGGGGGUCAUUCCUACAGGUUUUUCUGGGUUCCUAUGGGCAGGUUUGGGUUUCUCUACUCCUGCCUGCAGUUUUUUCUUCAGUGCAUGUUACUAAAUUUGCAUGAUUUUGCUGCAUGUCCCCUGGGAUAUAGGUGGCUCUAGUCAUUUCACUGCAUGGGACCCGCUUAGCAUCACUGUGCUGUCAUUGCACCCGGUUGCACCUCUGCCCUACACGCACUGUGUGUCAAGAUAUACCCGCACGUCUACCACAAGGACCUACGCUCCUGCCUCACAUACCACUGGGCCAGUGCUGCCUGUGCCCAUAUACUGGCCUGCUUUGUCUGUGCCCUUAUGAUUGGCCUGCUUUGUCUGUGCCCCUUGAUUGGCCUGCUUUGUCUGUGCCAUACUACGCAUGCUAUUGACCUGACGGCUCCUUACCCUGGAACAAGAUUUGUUGAGCCUGCAUGCGUUGAUACUUGCCUCUGCCAUACUAGGGGUGCUGCCCCUACUGCCUGCUACUGAUACCUGUUCUCUGUCUCCUUAGGUAUCACGUACCGUAUCUCAGGCAUCAUGGAAACCGCUGCGUAGGAGCAAAACUUGCAGACAUUGAUUAAUGCGGCUGUGGCCGCCUCUGUGGAGAAAGCCCUGGCGAGGGCUCUUCCUCAACCUCAGACUGAUAGGGGUGUGAGAGGAACCCCCCUUUUGGCAGACGACUCGGCUGAGUCAGACUCUCAGGAAAGAGAGCAGGCAAGUGCGCAAAUGCGCCCUUAACCACGCUCCCGGAAGGGCAAGGCUCCGGCGAAGCGACAUGGUUCGAGGUUAUCAACCUCGCCGGCCAGGCGCCGUCGUAUAUCGGGCGCAGAGGAGGAGGCCUCCUUUACUCCCCCUACUAUGGCCGUGUUGGAUGAGUGGCGGGCAGACCAGUCCCCUUCAGAUGAAGAUGGAGAUUGGGUCGAGGACCGUGGGGAUGGCCCCAGUUGGCGCUGGGAAGACGAAGAUGCGCCAGGGACAGAGGCCCCCUCGGCGGUGCCGGGAGACGACCUUUCUGGAUGCUACGGGAGAACACCUGUUUGACCCUUGGUCUAUCCGACACCCCAGGUCCUCAGAAUGGUCGUUGCCCGACCACUUGGCACAGUUUGUGCACUACUGGGUCCGCAGACCCCUUGAAGCGGAGGCCCGCAAAAAACUGAGGGCGGAAUGCCCCAGACCCGUCCUGCCGGACAAGGCGGCAGCGACCCCGGAGUUUGACCCCUUGGUGGCCACGUAUUUGACCCAUUCGGGUCGGGACCCCAAGAAGGGGGUGGAGCGUAGAUAAGCAGCUGGACGUACUUGGACCCCUAUGCAGGAUGUUGGCCUUAGCAGACGAGGCCUACACAGAAGGUACGAACCUGGAUCCGGCCACCAUGAGGGACUGGGCACUACGUUCCAUUUGCCUGCUAGGCAAUGCCAAUGUGGCCCUCUGCACGGAGCGCAGGAAGACAGCUCUGUUCCGUAUGGACAACAAAUCGGAACUGGGCUCCAAAGAAUUGGGCCCCAUGGCUAAGGGCCUAUUGUUCGGGGAACCCUUCAUUAAGGAGCUACAGACGCACGUCAACCUGUUUACCUCCCUGGAUAAAGCUCAAUCUUCCAUUAAGAAGGUUUUUCGGCCGCAAUCAUCCCGGGUUUUUGGACGGGCUGGACGACAGCGGGGUCGUGUCUCCAGCCAUGGCUGGUCCUCGGGCCGCCACAGAUCCCGUGGUCCGUCCUUCUUUCCGUCAUACCACUCCAGAACCCCCUACGCUUAGAGGGCGGAUACCGCGCCAGAGGACGGGCGAUAUUUCCUGCAGGUGAGUGCACCUCCUACCACUUUUGUUCACCCUACUUUGCAUGCGGGCAGACUGUUUCACUGCAGAGACAGGUGGCGGGAGGUGUCUUCAGAUGUAUGGGUCCUUCAGACGGUACGGGGUUAUGUCAUAGAUUUCCAAUCCCCUCCAACACAGGUUCGACCCCCAAGGGUCCCCAUCAUCGCAAGAGAACAACAGUCCUUGAUAGAUACAGAAGUUCGGGCACUGUUCGCCAAAGGCGCUGUUCAAAGAGCCCCGGAUUUUGGGGGUUUCUUCAGCUCGAUUUUCCUAGUGAAGAAAAAGUCCGGGGAGUUCCGCCCAGUGAUCAAUUUACGAGAAUUGAACACCUUCGUGGUCUUCAACCACUUCAAGAUGGAGGGCAUUCAUCUUCUGCGGGACCUUCUCCGGCUGGGAGACUGGUUCACAAGACUGGACCUGAAGGACGCCUACCUCUCCGUCCAGGUGGACGAGGACUGUCGCAGAUUCCUUCGCUUCCUAUGGAAGGGCAUCCCAUGCCAAUUUACAUGCCUCCCCUUCGGCCUCAGCUCGGCUCCUUGGUGCUUCACCAAGCUCCUGAAGCCGGUGGUCGCCUGAUUCAGGUCAGAGGGUGUCCGCUGCAUAAUAUAUCUGGACGACUUGCUGAUCUUUUGCGAGGACCCCUCCAGGCUCAGAUAUCAGACGCGCUCUGUGAUCUCCUUGUUGGAACACCUGGGGUUCGUGGUCAAUUUAAAAAAAUCGGCGUUGGAACCUUCCCAGAAGGUGGAAUUCUUGGGUUUCGAGGUCGAUGCGAUAGAAUGCGUUCUUCGUCUGCCCUUGGCAAAGAUAGCGACCAUUCGGAAGGAGAUAAGACAGAUCUUACGGCAAGACCGGAUUCCCCUUCGGAUGUUGGCUCGUGUGGUGGGUCUCCUCUCGGCCUCGAUACAGGCGAUUUACCCGGGCCCACUGCAUUAAAGGGCCAUGCAACGGCUGAAGGCUCAUUUUCUGCGCAAGAGGCCAUCUUACGAUCAGAUGAUCUCCCUGUCUCCGGACGUGAAGACCGAACUGCGCUGGUGGCUCCGGCAUAUGUCCGCCUGGAACGGCAAGGCGAUAUUCGGACCAAACCCGGAUUUUGUGCUGGAAUCAGAUGCGAGUCUGUGGGGUUGGGGUGCCACGUGCGCGGCCGGGUCCACGGGGGGCCCGUGGUCGGACAAGGAAUCGGAAUGUCACAUUAAUUGCCUGGAAUUGAUUGCGGGUUCAUUUGCGAUUCGGAGCCUGGCGAACCACCUGUCGGACUGCUGCGUCCUCCUUCGGAUGGACAAUGUCUCAGCGGUGCAGUACAUCAACCGCUUGGGGGGCGCUCAGUCCCGAACACUAUCGGAGGUGACGAAGGAGAUUUACAGUUUCUGUUUCCAACGCAACAUCACCUUACAAGCGGAAUAUCUUCUGGGGGAGUCGAAUCUGACGGCGGACUGGUUCUCCAGACAUUGGAGGGAUGCCAGCGACUGGAAACUCCUGCGACCCAUCUUCCUCGAACUCGGGUAUCAGAGGGGCCCGUUCACCUUGGAUCUAUUCGCCUCCAGGACGAAUCACCAGACCCAGAGGUACUUCAGUUGGCUCCCGGAUCCGGCGUGCACGGCGGUGGACGCUUUUCUCCAGGUGUGGCCUUCGCAGGGAGCGUAUGCGUUUCCUCCAUUCGCUAUGAUUCCCAGGGUAUUGUUACAAAUUCGACGGCAGCGUGUGUCCUUGGUGUUGCUGACUCCGCUAUGGCAGAGUCAAGCCUGGUUUCCGGAGCUCCUGGAUCUCUCCUGUCGGGAUCCUCUUCUCUUACCAUCCUCUCGAAUGCUCCUCUCGGACUCCCGGGGCAACCUUCAUCCCCUAGUGGGAGACGGCCACCUGCUCCUGGUGGCCUGGACUCUUUCAGGGGUGCCUGGAAUGUCGAGGCGUUAUCACAAUCGGCUAGAGACCUUCUCUGGGAUUCCUGGGCUCCCAGGACGAGGAGGUGCUAUCUCUCAGCAUGGGGUUCCUGGUGUCGCUGGUGUUUGGAACGGGAUACCGAUCCCUUUACAGGUCCUGUAUCUAGCAUGCUGAAUUUCUUGUCUCACCUCUUUGACCUGGGUCGGUCAUACCGCUCGGUUAACGUGGCUAGGUCAGCUAUCUCGGCGGCACAUGUCCCGCUUAGAGGUUUUCCCAUCGGCCAGGAUCCGCUAGUCUGCAGACUCCUGCGUGGAAUGAGGCUGGCGCGCCCUCCGGCACCCAAGUACUCUUCCCUCUGGGACGUACGUUUGGUUUUGGCGUUCCUUCGGGAUUGGCCUGAUAACCGGGACCUUUCUCUUCGCCAGCUUUCGGCAAAAUUUGCCCUCUUGUUGUGUCUGGUCUCGUUCAGACGUGUUUCGGAUGUCCAGGCCUUCGUUGUCGACGCUUUCUCGUUUUCUCCAGAGGGGGUCUCCUUCAAGGUGGUUAGACGUACCAAGUUGGACUUGACGGUUGUAUCAUACCCUUACUUCAAAGAUUCGCCUAAGCUUUGUGUAGCGAAGGCACUGGCUCGUUAUGUUGCGGUUACCGCUCCUUUGCGCUCUUCUCAUUCUGGACAGCUGUUGAUUUCGUAUGUCAGACCACACAAGCCGGUCUCAUCCCCUACCCUGGCUCGAUGGAUAAAAUGGCUUUUGGCUCUGGCGGGCGUGAAUGCGACCUUCAGUGCGCAUUCGGUUAGAGGCGCCGCAGCUUCCGGAGCCUUUUUGGCGGGCACUUCCUUUCAGGACAUUUUGCGUUCGGGGGACUGGUCCCGUGAAGAGACUUUUCGCCAAUUCUACUUUAGACCGUCGGACCAUGCUUCUUUUGCUUUGCUGUCGGAGCGUUAAAACCGCAAAUAUGAAGCCUCCUGUCAUGCUACAAAAUUGUAGAUUAUACUAGCUUUAGUGUAACUAUAAUCUUAAUUUUAUUAAUGACAGGAGGCGAAUAUUUCCCACCCAGUCUUUUGUUUCUCCCCCCUUGUUUGGAUGGAUUGCAUUGAUUGUAUUUCUGUUGAAUUGUCUGGUCACCUGGGCUAGGUCUGGUAGUCUGGGGUGAUGUUUGGGGAAGUUGGGGGAGGUGUCUGUUAUAUUGUAUUGCCAGUAAUUAAUGAUGGAUUUCAUAUCUUUUAUUCUAUCAGAACUGGAUCGUGGGAUUUAUGUUUUAUCAGUACAUUUCGUUCACUAAUCAGUGUUUUCGACUCUGUUUAUUUCGUUUCAGUUUAAUGGUUCGACUUCAGUUCCUAGAAUCGGCUGUUGGACAGGAUGAAGAUCAAGAUCACAUCCGUUAUCCGAAGUUGUUUCCAGAUGACAUUCAUUGUUACGUUAUAUUUUUCCUUUAAUUAGUUUAUUGGCAUUAUUGUGUACGUUAUGUUGUCGCAGCAUGAAAGAGGAAAUGGUGGCUUAGGAGGAGCCUUAUAUAGAUACCUUAUGUUUUUGUCUUUGGUGUUUAUCUCUCUAUGUUAAUGUGCUGCUGUGGAGUUCAAGUAAAGAGAGACUUAAGCAAAUAUUCGCCUCCUGUCAUUAAUAAAAUUAAGAUUAUAGUUACACUAAAGCUAGUAUAAUCUACAAUUCUGCAGCGGUUUACAAUGGGUGGACGAACAGACAUGUAGUUGUAACCAGACAAGUUGGACACACAGGAACAGAGGGGUUGAGGGCCCUGCUCAGUGAGCUUACAUGCUAGAGGGAGCGGGGUAAAAUGACACAAAAAGGUAAGGAUAGUAUUAGACUAAUGACAGUUGCAGUAGAGGAAUCAGUCAGGAGCUAUUAACAGUUUAAUUGAUACGCUUUUAUGGAGAAGUGGGUUUUUAACGAUUUUUUGAAGGAGUGGAGACUGGGUGAGCAUCUAACGGAGGAGGGAAGCGAGUUCCACGGUGCAGCCCUCAAGAAAUCUUGAAGGUGAGCAUCAGAGGUGGGAGUACGGACAGAAGAUAGACGUAAGUCUUCAGCAGAUCGUAAGGGCCUAGACGGGACAUACUGGUGUAUAAGGGAGGAUAGAUAGGUGGGAGCAGCAUUAUGUAGAGAUUUUAAAGCAAGAACCAGAAUUUUAAAUUGAGCUCUAUAUUUUAUAGGAAGCCAAUGUAGGGACUGACAGAAGGGUGAGGCAUGGGAGGUGUGGGCGGACAGGAAGAUGAGCCUCGCCGCCGCAUUCAUUAUGGACUGUAACGGUGCUAGUUGGGAGCACGUAAGACCACUGAGAAGCGGAUUACAGUAGUCAAGGCGAGAAAGGGCAGUGGAAUGGACCAACACAUUAGUCGCAUCUGGCGUUAAGUAGGGGCAGAUGCGCGCAAUGUUUUUGAGAUGGAAAUGACAGGAUUUGGCGAUAGAUUGAACAUGAGGCUUGAAGGAGAGGUUGGAGUCAAAGAGAACACCUAGGCAGCGAGCCUGCGUGGUGGAGCUGAUGGUAGCACCGUUGACUUGGAGGGACACAGACACAGGAGUAACAACACUUGAGGGAGGAAAGACCAGAAUUUAAGUUUUGGUCAAAUUUAGUUUAAGGAAGUGGGCAGCCAUCCAGUUAGAAACAGCAGAGAGGCAGUCAGAGAUACUAGUCAAGAGGGACGGGGAGAGAUCAGGAGAGGACAGGUAAAUUUGCGUGUCAUCUGCAUAGAAAUUAUAUUGGAAGCCAAAGGAGCUAAUGAGUUUACCAAGGGAGGCAGUAUAGAUGGAGAACAGUAGGGGACCAAGGACUGAACCUUGGGGGACACCAACAGAGAGGAGUUUGGGAGAAGAAGCAGAGCCAGAGAAAGAAACACUGAAAGAGCACUGGGAGAGGUAGGAGGAGCACCAGGAGAGAGCAGUAUCUUGUAGACCAAUAUUGCGGAGGAUGAGAAGAAGCUGUUGAUGAUCAACAGUGUCAAAAGCCGCAGACAGGUCAAGGAGAAUUAGGAUAGAGUAGUGACCACUAGAUUUUGCAGCGAGUAGAUCAUUGGAUACUUUGGUCAGUGCCGUUUCCACAGAGUGCUUAGCGCGGAAACCAGACUGAAGCGGGUCUAGCAGAGAGUUGGACUCGAGGAAGUCUGUCAAUCUCGCAUACACAAUUUUUUCAAGGAUCUUGGAUGCAAAAGGCAAUAGCGAGAUAGGACGAUAGUUGGAUGGGGAGUUAGGGUCAAGAUUGGGCUUCUUUAGAAUUGGGGUUACAGUUGCAUGUUUGAAGGGAAAUGGAAAUAUACCAGAGGAGAGAGAGAGAGAUUGAGAAUUUUAGUGAGAGGUGGAGAAAGAGAAGAAGACAGAGUACGGAGAGGUGCGAGGGAAUUGGAUCUAGGGAGCAGGUGGUGGAGUGAAUCAAUGCAACUCUAUAAGAAAAGUUCAGUGUCUGAAUGCAGAGGGUGGAGACACUGAAUGGUAGUUCUGUGUGUGUAUACGACUGUGUGUUGUGGCCAGGGCUGCCAUUAGAAAUUUUGGGACCCCUUACACGGCUCAAGGCCUGGCCUCCCAGGGCUUGCCCAUGAGUCCUCCAACAGGGCCCAGUCCCAAGUCCACCCACAAGGAUGAGUAAAGUGGAUUGUGUGUAUAGUGGAUGUAGUGUGUGUAUUAAGUGGAUAUAGUGUGUGUAUAGUGCAUCCAUAGAAUUUGUGUGUAAAGUGGAUGCAGUGUGUGUGUAAAGUGGAUGAAGUGUGUGUUUAUGUAUGACAGAUGCAGUGUGUAUUGUGGAUGCAGUGUGUUUUUUAAAAAUAAAUAAAAAUAAAUACAAUUAAGUCCAUUCCCCCUUCCUGCCUGUUACCUCUGGCCAGGAAGAGAGGAAACUAGAUUCCUUGGUGGUCUGGUGGCACAGCAUGUUGUAUGGUGAAGAGGGAGCCCUGGAGUCUCAAUCUUUAAACUUUGGCAUCCAGGUAGCAGGACCUCUCCCUCUCUCGCAAGCCCAACGUGUAUGACAUGUGAAGCUUUGCCAUGGUCAUCAACAGCAAUGCUCUGACAGGCUCAUGAGAGGACUCUGCCGGAGGUGGAACUUGGAAUCUCUUGGCCCUUCGUGCAAGCUCAGUCUGCGUGGAACCCUUAAUGGGCUAACAUGAAUAAUUUUCAUUUGCAUCACCAUUUGUUUUUCCAUGUUUUUUUUGUGAUUCUGUCCUUUCUUUAUUUUAAUAGGGACAUAAUGAACCAAGAUCUGUUAACUCCUGAUUUUGAAAUGAGGGCUGCACCCGAUGUCCACAGAUGUGACCUGUGCAGGAUUUCACAUGUAUUUUAAGAGCAACUCCAGAGCAGUGGUCAGCCAUGGGCAUGGUGUGUGCAGUCACAAGGGAGGUAAUAAACCUCCCUUAUACAACUUUGUAUAGACCUCCAUAGGAUAUUUUUUUUUUAAUCUGUUUGCCUGUAGUUUCCUAGCACUGGCAGGGGGCAAAUAGUUAAAAAUAUAAUAUAUCAAGAACUUUAAUAAUAUAUCUAUUUAUCAAGGAUUAUGUCCUCAAUAACUGGAAUUGAAUAGCCAAGCUGAGGGAGUGUGGUAAGGGGAAAAGUUGGUAGUGGAUGGAGAGAUGAGAUCUCUUCCCUGAUUGUAGUAAUCUUCUUAGUGAGGCGAGUUGCAAAGUUUGUGGCGGUCAAGUUGGUAGGAGGAGUUUUGAGAUGGGUGAAAGGAGUCUUCGGAGGUUGAUGGAGAAUUGCUGUAGGUCAAGACAAUGGAGGUUUCUGCAAGACUGAUGUGGUGAGGGUGGUGUACUUUGGGUACGGGGUAUGCAGAUGUCAAUGGACAACAGAUGGUGGUCAGAUAGAUGAAAUUGAACAUUGGAAAGAUUAGAGGUGGUACAGAGAUUGGUGAAGAUGAGGUCAAGAGUGUUUCCUGCUCUAUGAGUUGAUGAAUUAGACUACUGUGUAAGUCCAAUGGAGGAGGUUAUAGAGAGCAGACUAGAGGCAACUCUCUGAUGUGCCGGUAUUCACUCUAGCCAUGGGUCUCCCACAUGUGCAGGACUGGCACAUUGCAAGUUGACAACCCAGACCUUUCCACAAGCUGACAUGUGAUAUACAAAUGGCGGGUCCUAAAAUAAUAUCAGGAAGUAUUACGUUACUGAGACACAAUAAAUGUGUUUAUUUUUUACAUUUGGAUACAGUAAUAUUUCCAUUAAUGUUAAUAGGAGACCUGGGGUCUGCCUGUUGCCGCUCCACUCCUCCAUUACAUAGAAACAUAUGUGGCAACAGAUAAGAACCAGUCGGCCCAAUUUUCUAAAUACUUCCAUUAGUCCCUGGCCUUAUCGUAUAUCUGAGAUUUUUAAACCUUUGCCCCUCUAAUGUAAGACUAUGUCCUCUUGUUGUGGUACGUUUUCUUUUAACCCCUUAAGGACCGAGGACGGUUCAGGACCGUCAUCGGCAUUUUUGCCUUGCCGACCGAUGACGGUCCUGAACCGUCCAAACGGUCUGGGGGUACUUACCUGAUCGCCGUCGUUCCCCCGGCGGCGAUCAGUGUUCCUCCGGUUGUAGGGAGACUGCCUGCAGCCCAGACAGUCUCCCCACGGCAGAUUAGGACCCCUGUGGCCAUGUGAUCGCUUAACACAGCGAUCACAUGGUCACAAUAGGUGUCCUAGUGUCUGCCUGCAAGGGGACUGUCUGUGCUGACAGGCAGUCUCCCUGCAACUGUAAAAUCAGGAAAAAAAAUAAAGUUAAUGGUAAUAAAAAAAAUAAUAAUAAUUAUAUAUGUAUAAAUAUGAUAUAUAGACAUAUAUUAUAUCUAUAUAAUAUAUGUCUAUAUAUCAUAUAUAUAAUGCCAUACUAAGUGUAUUUUUAUAUUAAUAUGUACUUAUAUUAAUAUAAAAAUACACUUAUAAUUAAAUUACACACGUAUAUAUAUAAUAUAUAUAAUAACUAUAUAUAUGUAUAUAUAUAUUAUUAUAAAAUAUAACUAAGUAAUUUAAAUUAAAUAAUUUUUUUAAAAAUAAUAAUAAAAAAUUUAAAAAAAAUUAUAUAGCUAUAUGAAAUUUUAUUCUAACUGUAUUUUAAAAUUAAUAUAUAUAUAUUUAUAUCAAAAUACACUUAGAAUGAAUUUGUAUAUAUAUCUAUGUAUAUAAAAGUAAAUAAAAAUAAUAAGAAAUAUACAUAUGUCCAUAUACAAAAUUACAUAAAUAAUUAUAUAAAUAUACACGUAGACUUCAAAUAUAUAAAUAUGCAUAUAUAUUUAAAUUCUACGUGCGUAUUUAUGUAAUAUUUUUACAUAAUUCAGUAAUUUUAUUGAUUGCAAUUUGAGGGACCUGCCUGCCAACCCAGGCCGAAAUUCCAGAGAAUUUAAUUUGUUAGCACUGUAUUUUACCCUGUAACGUUCUACGACACCCUAAAACCUGUACAUGGGGGGUACUGUUUUACUCGGGAGACUUCGCUGAACACAAAUAUUAGUGAUUCACAACAUUAAAACAUAUCACAGCGAUGAUAUUGUCAGUGAAAGUUACUUUUUUUUGCAUUUUUCACACACAAACAGCACUUUUACUGAUGAUAUAAUUGUUGUGAUACGUUUUCCAGUUUUUAAACACUAAUAUUUGUGUUCAGCGAUGUCUCCCGAGUAAAACAGUACCCCCCAUGUACAGGUUUUAUAGCAUUUUUGAAAGUUACAAGGUCAAAUAUAUGGGUCAAAUAUUUUUACAUUGAAAAUGGCCAGGUUGGUUACGUUGCCUUUGAGAGCGUAUGGUAGCCCAGGAAUGAGAAAUACCCCCAUGAUGGCAUACCAUUUGCAAAAGAAGACAACCCAAGGUAUUGCAAAUGGGGUAUGUCCAGUCUUUUUUAGUAACCACUUGGUCACAAACACUGGCCAAAAUUAGCGUUCAAUUUAGUUUUUUUACUUUUUUCACACACAAACAAAUAUGAAUGCUUACUUUGGCCAGUGUUUUCGACUAAGUGGCUACUAAAAAAAGACUGGACAUACCCCAUAUUGAAUACCCUGGGUUGUCUACUUUAAAAAAAAUAUGUACAUGUGGGGUGUUAUUCAGAGAUUUAUGACAGAUAAUAGUGUUACAAUGUCACUAUUGAUAAAUUUUAAAAAUGUAUGUUUUUAAACCGCAAUAUCCUACUUGUACCUAUAGCCCUAUAACAUGCAAAAAAAAGCAAAAAAGCACGUAAACACUAGGUAUUUUUAAACUCAGGACAAAAUUUUGAAUCUAUUUAGCAGUUUUUUUCAUUCGCUUUUGUAGAUGAGUAAAAGAUUUUUCAAGUAAAAGUCAAAAAACAUGUAUUUUUUUCAAUUUUUCAUCAGAUUUUUGUAUUUUUUUUUAAAUUAAAAUACAUGAGAUUAUAUAAAUAAUGGUAUGUAAAGAAAGCCCAUUUUGUCCUGAAAAAACAAUAUAUAAUUUGUAUGGGAACAGUAAAUGAGAAAGCGGAAAAUUACAGCCAAACACAAACACCACAAAAGUGUAAAAAUAUUCCUGGUCGCAAAUGUACAACAUCGCAAAAACAGUCCAGUCCUUAAGGGGAUAAAUAUAGUCUCCUCCUUUAAUGUGUUGAUUCCCUUUAUAUAUUUAAAGGUUUCUGUCAUAUUUCCCCCUGUCUCGUCUUUUCUCCAAGCUAUACAUGUUAAGAUCCUUUAACCUUUCCUUGUAAGUUUUAUCAUGCCAGUUUAGUUACCCUUCUCUGAACUCUCUCUAAAGUAUCAAAACCCUUCUGGAGAUAUGGUCUCCAGUACUGUGUACAAUACCCCAAGUGAGGUCUCACCAGUGUUCUGUACAAUGGCAUGAGCACUUCUCUCUUUCUACUACCUCUCCCUAUAGAACCAAGCAUUCUGCUAGCAUUUCCUGCUGCUCCAUUACAUUGUCUGUCUACCUUUAAGUCAUCUGAAAUAAUUACCUCUAAACCCCUUUCCUCAGAUGUUGAGGUUAGGACUAUCAAAUAUUCUGUACUCUGCCCUUGGGUUUUUACAUCCAAGAUACAUUAUCUUAUAUAUCAUUCUGUCUUCCUCACUCUGGUUUUUUUUAUAAUUAAGAAAUGCAAAAUUUUUGGUUUUUACUAUUUUGGCCACAUCUACGGAAUACCACAGUGGUUUCUUAAUUUUUUGCUUUAACUGAUAAGCCUAAUGCAAUUUUCUGUUGCCUUCAGCAGUGCAAUUUUUAAAUAAUCCCAUUUCUCUUGGACUCCAUUUAAAUUGCUCCAGUCUGAUAAUGACUCCUUUACACAUAUUAUAAUUUUUUUCUAAAGUCUGUUUUUCUAAAGUCUAAAACUUUAGUUUUUUUGUGGUGACUCAGUCACUGUUCUUAUAUUAAACCACACUGAAUCACUGGAUCCUAAACUUUCACCUACAGUAAUAGCGGAUAUCAAAACUCCAUUUGUUAACACUAAAUCUAGUAUGGCCUCUUUAUGAGUUGGCUCCUCAACGACUUGUUUUAGAGACAAACCCAGUAUGGAGUUUAGAAUAUGUGUGCUCCUAGCACAAGCAGCUAUUUCGGUUUUCCAGUUUACGUCAGGAAGAUAAAAGUCACCCGUGAUGAUAACUUCCCCGUUCAUUGUCAUUUUAGCUAUUUCCUCAACUAGUAGACUAUCAAACUCUUCUAUUUGUCCUGGGGGCCUAUACAUCACACUUAGGCUAGUUUAUGGAUGAACUUUAAAGUGGACUCAAAUAGGAUUAAAUGUUAUUGGCUUAAGAAAUACAGGGAUUAAAUGCAGAGCAUUAAAGGAAAGCUUUCAACUCAUGUUGAGCUACCAUUUAAGUGAUCCUUGGUUGGGAGCAUAACUAGUAACGAUGAACCAAAAUAUAUACUUAUUAAAGAUUCUGUAGAAUUUUAACAAAGAAGGGUCCACUGAUUGCAUCAAAGUCCUAGAAACACUAUGGUGACUGUCCUUAUAUGAAGCUGGCUUUAACUGCUACACAAGAAAGUUUGUAGCCGGUGAAAUUGCACAGGUGAAUGGACAAUGAAUGUCAAUAUGAGUCAGUACAAGUCUUCAGGGACAAUCAGGGCACAAUAGCUCUUUCAAUGAAUCCACAUUGUCAAAGAUUUAAAUAUAUUGAUAUCAAAUAUCACAUCAAAUCAGUGAUCAAUGAAGAUGGAUUACUGUCCAACCAACAGAAUAGCAGAUAUUACUAAGCUUGCAAAAAAGUUGAAAAGGUUCUUGAGUUAUUCGUAAUGUAAAUGUCUUAAAUUAACAGUAUGUAUGUUGUGCCCUCAAUUUGUUCUUUGUCUGUGUUACAAUAACAUUGUUGACCCACCUCUUCUACUUUUGAGUGUGGAGCAGUGAAGCGCUUAACACUUGUUCCUCAGUUAUUAUGUGCACUUUCCUGUUUGUCCUACCCUCCGCAUGUAGAUUGCACCAAUUAGUGAUCACAUUCCAAAAUAAUACAUCAAAAUAUGUGGAAGAUUGUGGUUACCCAACUGUUAAAUAUGCACAAAGUGCACUCAGCUACUCUGCAUUUUUGCACCAAAUAAAACUAUUUAUAAUCAUUUUAAAUGACUAAAACUGGAUAAAUUCAAAUAAAGAUGUGAUGUCUGAAAAAAAAAAAAAUUAAAGAUGAGGAAGAAAAUUUAUUUUAUUGAAUGGAUCCUUCUUACCAUGAAAUAUUGGAUUUCUCUCAUUUGUCUAAAUCCAUUUUAUUUUAAAGACAUUUAGAGUAGUUUAGAAUCAAAAAUGAUCUGAGAUAAAGAGUAAUACAUUAUUAGCAUAUGCCAAUAAUUUACAUUAAUUAACAAGGCCAGACCUGUGAAUAUUGAUAUUAAAUGCAUCCAAAAACAACUGAUUAAGAAGAUUAGAUGCAUAUAGCUUAAUUAGCAUUAUAGUUUUGGAAGACAAAGAUCCAGUACACUAAUAUAAUAAUAUUCAAUGUCCCUCAUUAUCAGUUGCUGCUUUUUGAAUGUGCUAAGGACAAUAAUUACAUAUUAAACACGGCCAGUUAAAUUCUGAACUGUUAAGUUCCCUUUUAAAUUGACACUAUUCUGUAAUUUUGUGUAUAAUAUUUUCCCAUAAAUAUUAGAUAUUUUCUGGAAUAUUACAGUUUGGAUCUAAGUGCUUCAUUUGAAUUUGGUAUGUGCUGAUCCAAUUAUGUACCAAAUUCAAGGAAUCAGCAAUAAAAGUUGUAUUUGUAAUAAUUUAUUUUAAAGGCAAAACACAUAUUCAAAUAACUUAUUUUUCCUUUUCAGUUGUGACUGGGGCUGGAGAUGGUAUUGGUAAAGCAUAUUCAAUUGAGGUAAGACAAAAAUGUAUGCAAAUACAUUAAGACUAUCUCCCCUACAUGCUUGUUAUAGGAAUUCACUCAGUGAACUUGACUAAAAUAUGAAAUGAAUAUACCAAACAAUUUGUAGUGUAAAAUUAUAUUAACAACCUUAAAUACUGAGUAUAAAACCAGACCUUACAUUCCUUGCUUUUUUAGAAUCAAAACUAUUUAAUAACCUAAUAAAAUAAAAAAUAUUUAAAAAAAACUUUAGACCCAAAACUCCCAUACUCAAUUAACCCAGUGUAUUCCCAUUACACCCAAGUACAUUAGACCUAGCUUCAAUAGAAGAAUUGCUAUAUAAAAGUGAAUUCCAGUAUACCUCUUCUCAAAAAAAAAGUGUAAAAAGAUAUAGAAAAUGUUAAUAUGCAUACAUUAGUGGCAUAGUAUAUCUUGCUCUAUAAUGUAUAAAUAUAUUAAUUAACACCCUUGUGCUCACUGCAAAACACAUGGAUAAACUGUAAACUGUUACCUGGAAGUUAUUACCUAUAACAUAAAAAAAAUUAAAUACAAAAUAAAUUAAUUAUUUUGGGGGGAUUACAUGUUAAAUGUAAUUUCUCUCCCUCGCAGCCAUUCCAUAAAAAUGUUUUCUACAUAUGUAGGGUCAUUCAAUAAACACUUUUGUUCUGUUGGUCCUACCAACUAUAAUUUUUUCGGAAGCAUUCAGAAAAUCAGUAAUAUCCGCAUGCCACCAAUAUAAAAAACACAGGAGUCAGAUAUUAACAAUGACAUGGCAACCAAAUGUAAACCCAGUGCAUGCUUUUAACAGAUGCCAAAUAUAAAAACAAGUGUCAAAAUUAUAAAUUUUUGAAACUAAAAUUCUAAGGUCCCAAAUUUGUAUCUGUAAUUUAACCAAAAAAGAUUAAAGGGACACUAUAGUCACCCAGACCACUUCAGCUCAAUGAAGUGGUCUGGGUGCCAGGUCCCACAGGUUUAAACCCUUCAGAUGCAAACAUAGCAGUUUCAGAGAAACUGCUAUGUUUACAUUGCAGGGUUAAUCCAACCUCUAGUGGCUGUCUUCCAGAAAGCCACUAGAGGCGCAUCUGCGACGCUGGAUGCGAAUUUCACAUCCAUCGCGCAGAGCGUCCAUAGGAAAGCAUUGAGAAAUGCCACGCAUGCGCAUUCCGCUCCACUAGGGAGCUAACGUCGGCGUGGGAGGAGAGGUCGCUGGAUAAAGGUAAGCUGCUGAAGGGUUUUUUAACCCCUUCAGCACCACGGGAGGGGGACCCUGAGGGUGGGGGCACCCUCAGGGCACUAUAGUGUCAGGAAAACCGCUUUGUUUUCCUGACACUAUAGUGAUCCUUUAAAGGUAGACAUAUAUGUAUCUAACAAAAUGCAAGAAUAUUGUAAAUCAUAUUGCAAAAAUGCAAUGUUGCAUCUAUAAAUGUUCAAAAUAUAUUUAUUGGAAUUUUUGCAAAGACUAGUAAUAAAAAGGUUAGAGUACUAGUGUCAAAAUCCCCAUAAGUACAUCCCCGAUAUAUAAAAAUGUGUAACUUGGUUUUGAAAUAGGAAUGCGCUUUCUUUGGUACACAAAUCCUAGCUGUAUUAAAGGGACACUCCAGGCACCCAGACCACUUCUGCCCAUUGGAGUGGUCUUGGUACCAAUUCUCAUCACCCUUAACCCUGCAAGUGUAAUUAUUGCAGUUUUUAUAAACUGCAAUAAUUACCUUGCAGGGUUAAGUCCUCCUCUAGUGGCUGUCUACCACAGUGUUUCCCAACCCAGUCCUCAAGGCACACCUACCAGUCCAGGAUUUAGGGAUUACCCAGUUGUGUCUGUUACGAUUGCCCCCGGUCUAGCAGGAGGGUUGAUCGCUUGGAUGUCCUGGUUCCCGCUGCAGAGAGUCGAACGGAGGUCUUUCGGUAGUAAGCUGCAAAUGUAGAAUAUCGCCAAGCACGAUAUAAGCAUCAAUAUCCCGGAUCCCUACAACAUGAGUCGAGGCUGCAAGUUGAGGGUCAAAAACGAACUGGCUUUACUGGCACAUAGCAUGGCAAUUUAUGUGAUUCCCCAGGUCCAAGGACAGCCCCCUGUGGACCUGAUGGAAUACAGGUACAGUACAAACAGGUAACCAAUCACAGUACACUGUAUCAUUUGAAUUAGUACCCGCCCAGCUUGGAGAUAAUGAGGCCAACGGUUUUACAAUCUAAUUAUCUCCAAGCGCACAAAAGACCACGUGUUAUUAUGUCCCAGCAAACUACAUGAAAAUCCAUAACUUGUACAUUAUUACAGUAACACCACUCAUUCUACCCUUCAUCUGAAGGCUCGCGUUCGUGUAUAUAAAACAGGCGAAUGGCGCUCUAAUCCCACGAACAGAAUGUACUGUUUCUGCCGUAUAAAGUCCGUUCGGCAUUUUGAGAUUGUUAGUCUUUGUUGGCGGCCAUGUUUUCUGCUGGUUUAGCGAGCAGCGGGACUUCGUGUCUAACUCGUGGAACUAAACUCGGUAUCAGUUCAUGCGAAGUCCCGCUGUCUGUCUGGUAGUGGGCUCGUUCGGUAAGGGAAUGAGGACCACCUGGGAGCAGGGUACUUGACCUGCGGUUAACCGCAGAAACCACAAGUUAACGAGCGCCACGUGACCCGCUGUAGGGGGUCGUCGUUCGGUUGAUAGUUCUGUAUUUUCCCUUCGGUACUUUGGGUGCGAACGUCGAUGCCCCCAGGCCUACCAAUUACGUUGUGGUUAACCGCAAACCGCAGACACCUGGGUGGUUAAUGGCUGCCACACUCCGAGGGCCGGGUGGUCGACCGUUCGGUAGUUUGCGGGGUGACGGGGUUAAGUGGCGGCACACGCCAGUUUCUGGGGGGUCCCCCGUUCGUACCACGAAUGGAGCCUUCAUAAGGGUUCGCGUAAUCCAUUCGUGUGGUUUUCUGCUUAACUUAUGCAGUGGCAAACAGUAUCAAUCGGUGAGUUAAAACAGCAACAUAGUGAUUUCCAGUCUUUUGUAACAAUGCUCCCUCUUUGUGGAACACUCUGGCAGACACUGUCUGACCCCUUUUCGGGGCAGACUAAGGCUGUCCAGACUCGUGGGGUUAUGCUGGGCUGAGAUCUGUUUGCCGGGAUAAUCCAUCUGCGUUGCCGUUCUGCUUCCCAGGUCGGUAGGUGAUUGUGAAAUUAAAGGGUUGCAGGGAUAAGCUCCAGCGUAACAAUCUGCCAUUGUCCCCAGCGACCCGGUUGAGCCACACCAGCGGGUUAUGGUCUGUAACUAGAGUGAACUCUUGUCCAUACAAAUAGGGGGUUAACUUCUUUAGUGCCCACACCAGAGCCAAACACUCCUUUUCUACCGCUGCAUAGCUGACUUCGCGUGGUAGGAGUUUUCGACUGAUGUAGGCAAUCGGGUGUUCUUUCCCAUCUUCUCCUACUUGGCUGAGGACAGCUCCCAGCCCGAACAUGGAAGCGUCUGUAUGGACAAUAAAACGUCGAUUAGGGGCUGGGGCAGCCAAGACAGGAGCAUUAAUCAACGCAGUUUUGAGGGCUUGGAAAGCCGUUUCACAGUGGGGAGACCACAGGACCUGUCGGGGAAGGUUUUUCUUUGUCAGGUCGGUCAGGGGUUUGGCGCUAUACUCCGGUACAAAUUUUCUGUAGUACCCAGCGGUACCCAGAAAGGCUAGUACUUGGGUCUUAGUGUGGGGAGUGGGCCAGUUGGUGACCGCUUCUAUUUUAGCUGGCUCCGGUCGUUGCUUCCCACAGCCUACCCGGUGACCCAGGUACUGAACCUCAGCCAUCCCAAAGUGACAUUUUUCGGGCUUUAGCGUCAGGCCGGCGGCUCGAAUCUGGUCUAGGACUAUUCCCACAUGAGCCAGGUGUUCUUCCCAGGAUUCACUGUGGAUCGCUAUGUCGUCCAGAUAUGCGCAGGCAAACUCCUGGAAGCCAUCAAGGAGUCUGUCCACCAAGCGCUGGAAGGUAGCGGGGGCAUUCUUCAUCCCGAACGGCAUGACCUUAAAGUGGUACAGACCGAACGGGGUGACGAAGGCCGACUUGGGGACAGCCUCCCUGGCCAGGGGGAUUUGCCAGUAACCCUUACAGAGGUCAAUGGUAGUUAGGUAGUUCCCCCUGGCUAUGCGAUCUAGCAGCUCAUCCACUCUGGGCAUGGGGUAGGCAUCGGUGACAGUUUUGUCAUUGAGUUUCCGGUAGUCUACACAGAAUCUGGUGGUGCCGUCCUUUUUGGGGACCAGCACCACCGGGGAUGCCCAGGGACUAUCGGAAGCUUCAAUGACCCCUAGUCGCAGCAUCUCAUCUAUUUCCUUUUUCAUGCCUGUCCUUACUGCCUCCAGAAUUCGGUAGGGCGCCUGUCUCAAAGGGUUUUGGCCGGGGGUAUCUACUUGGUGAGUGGUCAGCUCAGUGUACCCUGGCUCUUGGGAGAACAUGGCUUGUUUCUCUCGGAGCAGUUUGUGUAGCUGCUCCCUCUCAACUGGGCUAAGUCUGUCCCCGAUCUGCACUUGGCUCACUAUUUCAACUGGGGAGUUAGGGGUUAAUAGGUCGGGUAUAGGGAGACUCUCUGCAUCCUCGUGUGCAGGGCUACAUAUGGCUACCACUUCCUCGGGUCUCUGCAAGUAUUCCUUCAACAUGUUCACGUGAAAUAUCUUCCUUAAGUUUUCAUCGUGAAAGCUGGCAAUUACAUAAGUGGUGUCUCCUCUCUUCUCUACUAUCUGGUAGGGACCCUGCCAGGCUGCUUGUAGCUUGUCUGCCUUAACUGGUUUUAGUACCAUGACUUUCUGUCCGAGACAGAAGGUUCUCCGCCGUGCCCCCCGGUCGUACCAGACUUUCUGUCGCCCCUGGGCCGCCUGGAGGUUGGCCUGGACUGACUUAGCCAAUUGCUCCAUUCGGUCCCUGAGCUCUAGUACGUAAGGCACGAUGGGGACCCCGGCGUUCUCUGUCUCUCCCUCCCAGUGCUCACGGAUCAGGUUCAGGGGACCCCGUACCUUGCGACCGUAUAACAGCUCAAAGGGAGAGAACCCGGUGGUUUCCUGGGGCACUUCCCGGUAAGCGAACAGGAGGUGCGGCAGGAAACGUUCCCAGUCCCUAUACUCCUGGGUAAAGGUUUUCAACAUCUGCUUGAGGGUUCCGUUGAACUGCUCACAUAGCCCAUUGGUCUGGGGGUGGUACGGGGAGCUAAGAAGGGAUUUUAUUUUGCAAACGUGCCAUAGCUGCUGGGUCAGUUCUGCCGUGAACUGUGAUCCCCUGUCGGAUAGGAUCUCCCUAGGGAAUCCUACCCGAGAAAACACCUGCACUAAUGCAUUAGCCACCGUGUCUGCCUGGAUAUUGGAUAAAGCCACAGCUUCUGGGUAGCGGGUAGCAUAGUCCACUAUGGUAAGAAUGUAUCUCUUGCCCGAGGGACUAGGGGUGGCCAGGGGCCCAACUAAGUCAAUGGCUACCCGGCUAAACGGCUCGUCAAUAAUGGGCAUGUUAACGAGGUGUGCCUUGGGGUGGUCUCCUCGUUUGCCUACCCGUUGGCACACCUCACACGUAUUACAAUAGGACCUCACAUCUGCAUGUACUCCUGGCCAGAACAAGGUAUGGGUAAUACGGUGCAGGGUACGGGUUACUGCCAAGUGCCCGGCUAAGGGAAUAUCAUGACCCACCCGGAGGAUAUCUCGCCUAUACUUGUGGGGUAUUACUAACUGUCUCCUCCGGUGGCCCUUUUUCUCGGUGUGUCGGUACAGUCGGCCCUGUUCCCACGCAAAAGUCUCCUGGUCUGAUCCCCCAGUCCCUGUAUCAGCCCUUUCCCUAUAUUUUUGGAGCGUCGGGUCAGUUUUGGUCUCAGCCUCAAAGGCUGCAGGGGUGUCCCAGGGCAAAGGGGUAGGAGGGGGGGUCACCUGAGCCUCCCGCACUGGUGAAGGGUCUCGUACUCGUCCAGCUUGUGACCGGGUCGUCACAGGAUGUGCCUCAGCGUUGUAGGAAGGGGCAUAAGCGGAAGUCAUAGGUCCCAGGUCGUUUCCCAGCAAAACUUCGGCUGGCAAAUUAUCCAUAAUUCCCACCCUCACAAGUCCUUUUCCCGCACCCCAAUCCAAGUGUACCUUUGCUGUGGGUAGUUUGUAUAUGUCCUCUCCAGCCACCCGGACAGCCACUGUGUCAGGAGAGCGUUUGUAGUCGGGGACUAACCGGCUUUGUACCAAGGUGAUCGUGGCCCCGGUAUCUCUUAACCCCUGUGUGGGACGACCCUCUAGCAGUACCUCUUGCCGGUGGUGUUGUCUAUUGUCACUGGCGGCAUACACAGGAUUAGCUUCAUGUAGGGGUCGCAGCUAUUCUUCUAAAGGACUGUCUUGUUCCAGGCAAAACGCUCGAGCUGGACGAUUGUUUCCCGUUGGAGCGGAAUUAUAGUUCCGUGCGGGGUAAUUGUUGUUGAGGGGGCAACUCGCUAUCAGGUGCCCCGGUUGCUUGCACUUAUAACAUGUGGGUCGGGAGCGUUCCUGAGGGUAGUGGCUGGGUGGUCCCGGGUACCGUGUAGGACCUGCGGGUACAGGGUUGCGAAACUCCGUUCGUGGAGUUGAUCGGUAUCCCUCUCUUGCUUCGGGGCGAGUUACCGUUCGGGCAUUGUUGAACUCCUGUACUUGCGCAUCCCGGUGUUCGUCUGCCAACCGGGCUGCUUCGUGUAGGUUAGCGGGACGCCGGUCUUUCAACCACUCCCGGUCUUUUUGUUCCAGACCCUCAUAAAAAUGUUCUAAUAAGAAAAGUUCCAAUAUUUCCGCGGCCGUGACGGCCCGACACCCGGUAAUCCAAUGGGUAGCAGCUCUCCGCAUACGGUGUGCCCAUUCGGCAUGUGUGUCAUUCGCUUUUUUCUUCGUGCUGCGGAACUGCCUUCGGUAGGUGUCUGGGGUCACAGCGUACCGUUUCAGCAGUGUCUCUUUUACUGUGGUGUAUUGGGCUACCUCUUCUGCGCUGAGGGUUCGGAAGGCUUCCAUGGCCCGCCCGGUUAAUUUUCCUGCCAGGAUACGCGGCCACGCGGCGACGGGGAUCUGAUGCAGGGCACAUUGUCUUUCAAAAUCGGCCAAAAAUUCGUCUAUCCCCAUCUCAUUCUCCGCGAACGGCUUGAAUGCCGCGAACGGAAUCUUUGGCUGUUCGGUAGUUUCUAGGGGGCCGUUGUGGCUAUCAGCGGUCUUCAUGCUCAGCUCGUGGGCUCUAGUCCGCUGUACGUCCGCCUCGGCUUCUGCCAUUAGUUGCUGUAUCAGCUCCACGGAUGGGUUCGGUCCGUACAGAGGCAGCCUUUCUCGGACAAGCCUGGUCUUCUCAUCGCUGCAUGCUGCCGUCGGUUCUGCCAUGGUGAAGCUUUGAUCCAACUCGUUCAGGUCGGCAAUCAAUUCUCUCCUCGGCCGGUUACUUGCGUUCCCUCCACGGCUCUCGAGUAAAUCCUUUAACGUGGUACGCUUCAGCUUAUCCUAUAUAUCUCUUUCAGGAAUUCCAGGAUGAUCCCACCGCUGCCACCAAUUGUUACGAUUACCCCCGGUCUAGCAGGAGGGUUGAUUGCUUGGAUGUCCUGGUUCCCGCUGCAGAGAGUCGAACGGAGGUCUUUCGGUAGUAAGCUGCAAAUGUAGAAUAUCCCCAAGCACGAUAUAAGCAUCAAUAUCCCGGAUCCCUACAACAUGAGUCGAGGCUGCAAGUUGAGGGUCAAAAUGAACUGGCUUUACUGGCACAUAGCAUGGCAAUUUAUGUGAUUCCCCAGGUCCAAGGACAGCCCCCUGUGGACCUGAUGGAAUACAGGUACAGUACAAACAGGUAACCAAUCACAGUACACUGUAUCAUUUGAAUUAGUACCCGCCCAGCUUGGAGAUAAUGAGGCCAACGGUUUUACAAUCUAAUUAUCUCCAAGCGCACAAAAGACCACGUGUUAUUAUGUCCCAGCAAACUACAUGAAAAUCCAUAACUUGUACAUUAUUACAGUAACACCACUCAUUCUACCCUUCAUCUGAAGGCUCGCGUUCGUGUAUAUAAAACAGGCGAAUGGCGCUCUAAUCCCACGAACAGAAUGUACUGUUUCUGCCGUAUAAAGUCCGUUCGGCAUUUUGAGAUUGUUAGUCUUUGUUGGCGGCCAUGUUUUCUGCUGGUUUAGCGAGCAGCGGGACUUCGUGUCUAACUCGUGGAACUAAACUCGGUAUCAGUUCAUGCGAAGUCCCGCUGUCUGUCUGGUAGUGGGCUCGUUCGGUAAGGGAAUGAGGACCACCUGGGAGCAGGGUACUUGACCUGCGGUUAACCGCAGAAACCACAAGUUAACGAGCGCCACGCGACCCGCUGUAGGGGGUCGUCGUUCGGUUGAUAGUUCAGUAUUUUCCCUUCGGUACUUUGGGUGCAAACGUCGAUGCCCCCAGGCCUACCAAUUACGUUGUGGUUAACCGCAAACCGCAGACACCUGGGUGGUUAAUGGCUGCCACACUCCGAGGGCCGGGUGGUCGACCGUUCGGUAGUUUGCGGGGUGACGGGGUUAAGUAGCGGCACACGCCAGUUUCUGGGGGGUCCCCCGUUCGUACCACGAAUGGAGCCUUCAUAAGGGUUCGCGUAAUCCAUUCGUGUGGUUUUCUGCUUAACUUAUGCAGUGGCAAACAGUAUCAAUCGGUGAGUUAAAACAGCAACAUAGUGAUUUCCAGUCUUUUGUAACAGUGUCUAAGGUGUUUUUUAUCUUCUUUGUAAAAACACCUUAGACACAACUGGGUAAUCCCUAAAUCCUGGACUGGUAGGUGUGCCUUGAGGACUGGGUUGGGAAACACUGGUCUACCAGACAGCCACUAGAGGGACUUCCUGGGUUCUUAAAACCUGAAAAGUGUUUUAAACAACGCUGGAUGUCCUCACGCUAUGCUUUUCCUAAAGGGAGAUCUAUUGCGCGCGUUUGGCCAAUGCUGCGCAUGCGCAUUAGGUCUCCCCAGCCGGCGGGACAUCGGCGCUGGAUUCAGGAAAGUCACUGAAGUGGUUUGAACCCCUUCAGCUACAUGGGAUGGGGGUGGGAGGCACGGCAGGACCCUGCAGUGCCAGGAAAAUGGUUUUGUUUUCCUGGCACUGGAGAGUCCCUUUAAGUAUUUCCAAUUUCUUAACAAAUGGUUUAAACUUUAUUUUUCUUUAGCUAUACUUCUGGACUAUAAACUGUAUGUUUUUUUCCACAAUGUUUCUAUUUUUUUUCCUAGCUUGCUAAACGUGGGAUGAAUAUUGUAAUGAUCAGCCGAACGGUUGAGAAAAUGAAGACAGUUGCAAUGGAAAUUGGUAAGUGAUCAUUUUUUUUCCUAGGGUCAGGUCAAAACAAUAUUUUUUCAAUGAAAUAGUAAAAAAGGCAAUGUUUACAUUUCUCCUGAAGGACACCUCUAGUGGCUUUCACUCAGACAUCCUCUACAAGUGCUUCCCAUUACGGUUCUGAAAUCUUUGCAUGUUUCACGUUUGGCAUCUUCACGCUCUGCAUGAAUAUGCUGAAUGCUUCCUAAAAAGAUGCACUGAGAUAUUUCAUCUCUAUGAGGAAAUGCUGGUUAGCACAGUAAUUGCUGUGCAUGCACAUUAAGUCCGUAAUAAUUCACUGUGGAGAAGCAUUGGAAUACCUGAAAACAUUAGUAAUAGAGAUCUCAGUGAGAGGUGGAGCAGCAGUCACCACAAUUAGGCCGACACAGCGUGGGAUUGAAGGUAAGUAAAUUGCUUUAUUUUAUCAUUAGAGGAGUACCUCUAACAUUGGAAAUAUAUGUGAUCCUUUAAGAGCAUUGCACAAUAAAACUCCUGAUGUGUAUUAAGAUAUAUCUAGACAUGGAUCUACCACACUGGCUGGUUACACGAUGGCUCAAAAGUCAUGUUUAAAGUGGCAAAUAUGAUGCACAAUGUAAGGAAUCAAAAAGCAUUUUAAUUUUGUACUUUUUAACUUUUAGUGUUUUGGGAGGCUUAAAAAUAUGUAUGAAACAUUAUAGUCUGCACAUAGGCAUACUUGGAAUAUUUGUUGAGGACCACACCUAUUGUGCAAAGUCUAUAAAGCCUAUAUGAGCACUUGAUUCAUCAUUGUUUGUUGGUAUUCUGAACAGAACAUUCAACGGGGAGAAAUGUCAAGAUCAUACAAGUUGACUUCACAAAAGGCAGUAUUUAUGAAUACAUAGAAGAAAGCUUAAAUGGUCUGGAGAUUGGAAUUCUGGGUAAGAGUUUUCUUGCAUUUUAUUAUGGAAAUGCCAUAUUGUCAUUACUGUUCAGAAAUUGUACUAGAUGAUGAAAGUAGUAAAGUUAUUUGAAGUUCCACCAGAUGAAGAAUGUAUAUACUGUGCAAACGUUUUAGGCAGGUGUUAAAAUAUACUGUAAAGUAAGAAUGCUUUCAGAAACAGAAAUACUAAUAGUUUAUUUUGAUCAAGUAUCUAAAGGGAACAGAAGGAAAAUCUAAAUCAAAUCAGUAUUUGGUGUAAACACCCUUUUCCUUCAAAACAGCAUUAGUUUAUUAUAGGUACACUUGCAAACAGUUCUGUAAGGAACUCGACAGUUAGGUUAUUCCAAACAUCUGUAAUGAGCUAACCAAAGUUCUCUUGUGGAUUUAGACAAUCUCAGUCUCUUCAUAUAAUCUCGGACAGAUUGGAUGAUGUUGACAUCAGGGGUCCAUGUAGGCCAUACCAUCACUUCUUGUUCUUUACUCUGAAGAUAGUUUAUAAUGACUUUGGCUCUAAGUUUGGGGUUGUUGUCAAGUUGCAGACUAAAUGUGAGGCCAAUCAGAUGCAUGCAUCCCUGAGGUACUGAAUAAUGGAUAAGCUGUUUAGUGAAUCAGAUAUGGUGGCUGACCAGUGGUUAAUAUAAACCCCAUAUUAGUAUGAGGGAGGUUUUAAUUCCUCUUAUGAGACUUGCCUGUGAGUAUUCCAAAAAAGGUUUCAUGACUUGUCAGUCAGGACGCUCUGAUUGGUUGGUUUACAAGAAAACCGGAGGCAUCUGACUAAGAUUUCAAAUUUUUAAAAAAAUAUCAAAAUAUUAACAUAUGUUUCAAAAUAUUAAUUAAUUUUACAUGUUUACUAAAAUAAAUAUUAAAUUGAGGCUUACAGUGAGGCUUAUAUUAGUAGACCCCAUCCACCACCCAUGGGUCCCUGCCUAGUCAUCAUCAUUUUAACUGCCCUCACCCAUAGUUUAUCUGUGGGGAUGGAGGUGUGUUCAAGUCCACGUAAUGGAUCCAGGAAGGCUGCAUACAUUAUAAAGGUUCUGCUAGGACCAAUGGAUACAACAUAUAGAAUGAGGGGAUAUGAUAACAUUAUACAAAUAUAUCCAGGUCCAAUACAAACCAUUGUGUGGAAAUCUAUUCAAAACAGGACAUGAGGUCAUGUGUUUAGACUGGAAGAAAGAAGAUUUAGUCUAAGGCAAAGGAAAGGGUUUUUUUACCGUAAGAAAAAUAAAGACAUGGAAUUCUCUGCCUGAAGAAGUGGUUUUAUCAGAGUCCGUACAGAUGUAUAACAGCAACUAGAUGCAUACUUGCAAAAACAUAAUAUUAAAUUAUAUAAUUUUUCAAUUGAAGGGUAAUUAAUAGCUUCUUGAUCUAAGGAUAAAUCUAACUGCCAUUCUAGGAACAAAAGGGAUUUUUCCUAGUUUGUUGCAAAAUUGGAAGUGCUUCAAACUGUUUAUUUGCCUUCUUUUGGAUCAACAGCAAAAACCAAAUGUGAGGAAGGCUGAACUUGAUGGUCACGUCCGUUUUUUUAGCCUUUGUAACUAUGUAGCUAACCUAGUGUCACGGCUUAACUUGGUUGGAGUCUGUAGCACAGAGAUGUAUGCUCACCCUUGUAGAUAGACAGUCCAAGGUGACCAGGUAAGAAGCCACCUGGACUGCGAAUCUGUGCACGGUGGCUGUGGAGGAAUAGUGCUCCAAGUCGCAGUACAGGCAAGGAUAAGCUGAAGAAUAGUCAAGGAAUAUCUGUAGUCAGAGAAUGUCAGAGGUCAGAGUAAACAAAUAAAUAAGCCAAAGUCGGAAGCUGGAAGCAGUCUGGAGAACAGAUGAUCAAGAUACACAAUAACAGAAACCAAACAGAAAAACCAGAGACAAUGAACUGACACUGCUCUCAUGGAGAGGCAGUGUCUUAUACCUGGCUAAUUAGGCAUCUGCUUAAGGUGGAUUGAGAUCGACAGGAGCAGCCACAGGUAAAGUCCAGCCCCCUAGUGCUGGAGAUAAGGAAAGAUCGGACUUCAGACUGAUACAUGAGGUGAAUUAUGGCUCAGAGGUAAGACAGCAGGAUUAGGGCACUGUUCAAAUCCCCUGUCUGGCACCUGUUGGGUGGCCACGUCUGGCUGUCUGGAUGGCACGGUGCAAACCAUGACACCUAGCACACUCAUUCACUAAACAGGAGCUUCAAAGACCACAGAAUUCGAUUGUUUAAAAAAAACAAAAACAAAAAACAAUGGGGAUUUAGUUAUAGAAAAUGAUCACACAUUGCAAAAGCCUGGCACAAUGGCAAGUACCCAUUUUUUGUCAGGUCCCACUCUAGCAGCCUAAUGCCUGCUCUCAUGAGAUUAACCUACUUAAUUGGGAAGGGGUGCAAAACCAAGGAAGUUGGCCCAGAUUCCCACAUAUAUUUACAUAUGAAAUGUAUUAUUAUAGAACAACACAAUUGAGUAAGAUUAAGGUUUAACCCCUUCCCGACCGAGGACGGUUCAGGACCGUCAUCGGGAUUUUCCCAUUGCGGACCGAUGACGGUCCUGAACCGUCCUAACGGUUUCCGUUACUUACCUGAUCGCCGUCGUUCCCCCGGCGGCGAUCAGUGUUGCUCCCGGUGUGGGGAGACUGCCUGCAGCCCAGAGAGUCUCCCCACACUGAUUUAGGACCCCUGGGGCCAUGUGAUCGCUUAACAUAGCGAUCACAUGGUCACAAUGGGUGUCCAUAGUGCUGCCUGCAGGGGGACUGCCUGUGCUGACAGGCAGUCUCCCUGCUAGUGUAAAAUCAAAAAAAUAAAUAAAGUUAAUGUUAAUAAAAAAUAAAUAAAUAAUUAUAUAUGUGUAUAUAUGAUAUAUAGACAUAUAUUAUAUUUAUAUAAUAUAUGUCUAUAUAUCAUAUAUAUAUAAUGUCAUACUAAGUGUAUUUUUAUAUUAAUAUGUACUUAUAUUAAUAUAAAAUACACUUAUAAUUAAAUUACACACGUAUAUAUAUAAUAUAUAUAAUAACUAUAUAGAUUGUAUAUAUAUAUUAUUAUAAAAUAUAAAUAAUAAGUAAUUUAAAUUAAAUAAAAUUUUUUUUAAAUAAUAAUAAAAAAAAUUAAAAAAAUUAUAUAGCUAUAUGAAAUUUUAUUCUAACUGUAUUUUAAAAUUAAUAUAUAUAUAUUUAUAUCAAAAUACACUUAGAAUGAAUUUGUAUAUAUAUCUAUGUAUAUAUAAAUAAAUAAAAAUAAUACGAAAUAUACAUAUGUCCAUAUACAAAAUUACAUAAAUAAUUAUAUAAAUAUACACGUAGACUUCAAAUAUAUAAAUAUGCAUAUAUAUUUAAAUUCUACGUGCAUAUUUAUGUAAUAUUUUUACAUAAUUCAGUAAUUUUAUUGAUUGCAAUUUGAGGGACCUGCCUGCCAACCCAGGCCGAAAUUCCAGAGAAUUUAAUUUGUUAGCACUGUAUUUUACCCUGUAACGUUCUACGACACCCUAAAACCUGUACAUGGGGGGUACUGUUUUACUCGGGAGACUUCGCUGAACACAAAUAUUAGUGAUUCAAAACAGUAAAGCAUAUCACAGCGAUGAUAUUGUCAGUGAAAAUGACUUUUUUUGCAUUUUUCACACACAAACAGCACUUUUACUGAUGAUAUAAUUGUUGUGAUACGUUUUCCAGUUUUUAAACACUAAUAUAUGUGUUCAGCGAUGUCUCCCGAGUAAAACAGUACCCCCCAUGUACAGGUUUUAUAGCAUUUUUGAAAGUUACAAGGUCAAAUAUAUGGGUCAAAUAUUUUACAUUGAAAAUGGCCAGGUUGGUUACGUUGCCUUUGAGAGCGUAUGGUAGCCCAGGAAUGAGAAUUACCCCCAUGAUGGCAUACCAUUUGCAAAAGAAGACAACCCAAGGUAUUGCAAAUGGGGUAUGUCCAGUCUUUUUUAGUAGCCACUUGGUCACAAACACUGGCCAAAAUUAGCGUUCAAUUUAGUUUUUUAACUUUUUUCACACACAAACAAAUAUGAAUGCUUACAUUGGCCAGUGUUUUCGACUAAGUGGCUACUAAAAAAGACUGGACAUAACCCAUAUUGAAUACCCUGGGUUGUCUACUUUAAAAAAAAUAUGUACAUGUGGGGUGUUAUUCAGAGAUUUAUGACAGAUAAUAGUGUUACAAUGUCACUAUUGAUAAAUUUUAAAAAUGUAUGUUUUGAAACCGCAAUAUCCUACUUGUACCUAUAGCCCUAUAACAUGCAAAAAAAAAAGCAAAAAAGCACGUAAACACUAGGUAUUUUUAAACUCAGGACAAAAUUUUGAAUCUAUUUAGCAGUUUUUUUCAUUCGCUUUUGUAGAUGAGUAAAAGAUUUUUCAAGUAAAAGUCAAAAAACAUGUAUUUUUUUCAAUUUUUCAUCAUAUUUUUUAAUUUUUUUUAAAUUAAAAUACAUGAGAUUAUAUAAAUAAUGGUAUGUAAAGAAAGCCCCUUUUGUCCUGAAAAAAACAAUAUAUAAUUUGUAUGGGAACAGUAAAUGAGAAAGCGUAAAAUUACAGCCAAACACAAACACCACAAAAGUGUAAAAAUAUUCCUGGUCGCAAAUGUACAACAUCGCAAAAACAGUCCAGUCCUUAAGGGGUUAAAUCAAUUUAAUCACAUUUUUAAUAUUUGCUUGUUAUAUUUUUUUCUCUUAGUUAACAAUGUUGGAAUGCUUCACAACCCAGAACCGUGUCGCUUUCUCAAUGGACCAGAAAAUGAUAAGGUACUGUACAUCACAUCUGUAUUACUAUGAUGUUAGUAUUAAUGACAUAAUAUUAGUAGAAAUGUCAUAUUUUACGUGUUAUUGCACACAUUUAAAAAACCCCAAAGAACAUUUUGGAGAUAAAAGAGUUCAAAAGGAAAAUAUGAUACCUCCAACUAGAUUUAAAUACAGUACAUUACUUUUUGAUUCACAGCUAUAUGACUUUUAGACAAUUUCUAUUUGUUCUAAUCGGAAAUAGCUAUAUACAGUUGGGGAAAAAAUAUUUGAUCCCUCAAUGUUUUUGAACGUUUGUCCACUGACAAAAAAAUGAUCAGUCUAUAAUUUUAAUGGUAGGUGUAUUUUAACAGUGAGAGACAGAAUAACAAAAUAAAAAAUCCAGAAAAACGCACGUUAAAGGACCACUCUAGGCACCCAGAGCACUUCAGCUUAAUGAAGUGGUCUGGGUGCCAGGUCCUUCUAGGGUUAACCCAUUUUUUCAUAAACAUAGCAGUUUCAGAGAAACUGCUAUGUUUGUGAAUGGGUUAAGCCUUCCCCCAAAGCCUCUAGUGGCUGUCUCACUGACAGCCGCUAGAGGCGCUUGCGUGCUUCUCACUGUGAUUUUCACAGUGAGAGCACGCAAGCGUCCAUAGGAAAGCAUUGUAAAUGCUUUCCUAUGCGACGGGUUGAAUGCGCGCGCAGCUCUUGCCGCGCGUGCGCAUUCAGCCGGCGGGGUGGAUCGGAGGCGGAGAGGAGGAGGAGAGCUCUCCGCCCAGCGCUGGAAAAAGGUAAGUUUUACCCCCUUUCACCCUUCCAGAGCCGGGCGGGAGGGGGUCCCUGAGGGUGGGGGCACCCUCAGGGCACUAUAGUGCCAGGAAAACGAGUAUGUUUUCCUGGCACUAUAGUGGUCCUUUAAAAGAGUUCUCAAAUUGAUUUCCAUGUCAAUGAGUGAAAUAAGUAUUUGAUCCUCUGUCAAUCAGCAAGAUUUCUGGCUCCCAGGUGUCUUUUAUACAGGUAACGAGCUGAGUUUGGGAGCACUCUCUUAAAGGGAGUGCUCCUAAUCUCAGAUCGUUACCUGUAUAAAAGACACCUGUCCACAGAAUCAAUCAAUCAGAUUUCAAACUCUCCACCUUAAAAAAAAAAGUGUUGAAGAAGAAGAGCAAGUAGUGGACAAAAACAAUAUUUUAAAAGAGUGCCUGUGAGUUUUAAAAGAACACUCGAACUGCAGAGCUAGCUCAUUGGCUAAGAAUGAUUGCUUGGAGCCAAUGAGCUAUGCCUUGAGCUUAGAUCAAACAGAGAGCUACUGGCACUUUUGAAGAUGUAUUAGAGGCAAGGAGUGAUGUUCAGUAGACUCCAGGUAUAUUGGGGGUUUCCAGGGCGACUCUGACACAAUUCACUACAGUGCGAUAAAGUGAUCAUGGUGGUUAGAGUGUUCCUUUAAAAAACAAAAAAUUAAAUCUCAUGGUUUAUUUCCAUAACAUUAUAGAACAUCACCGUCUGCUAGCAAUUACCUUGCCCUGACUUUUACCUUUUGGGUCUUAGAAGGUAUCCUGACCUCAUACUACUGCACAUUGAGUGUGCCCAGUAUUUUUCUUUGUACAUAUCAAUAUAUUGCCAAAUUAAAGGUAGUGAAAGAGUAAUAUGUUGUCACAUUAAUCUAGUCUGUUAAUUAUAUAUUUUUCUCCAGAAUCUGAUAAACUGCAACAUCCUUUCUGCUGUUAAGGUAUGUCAUGGAAAUUUACAUUAAUUGGUUUUAUAAUUAUACCAUAACAAGUUAUUCACAAGUGUUAACUUUCAGGAAUUCAAAGUAAAGUUAAAAUAGCUAAAUUGCAAACAUUCAAAAGUCGAUUUUAUUCUCAAUUCCGAUAUUUUGGCCUAAAAUAUGAAAAUAACUUUGAAUUCAUUUUGAAUUCCCAACAAUCUACACUACAAAGGGACACUUCAGAUACCCAUACCACCUCAUCUAAAUGAAGUGAUCUGGGCACCAUGUUCCUCUCAUUUAAACCUUGCAAUAUAAAACUUAACCAUUCUGCGGGAAUGACAAUUUUUACAUUGCAGUGUUUAAAUGCCUCUAGUGGCUGUCAUACUGACAGUCUUUAGAUGUGCUUCUGCAGAAAUAGCAGAGUGAAACUAGGCUAUUUCUAUUUCAUAGAGACCACUUGAUUAGCAUAGUGCAGCAUUUUGCCAUGCAUGCUCACUAGCCUUCCUGUAUUUUCCUAUGGGAAAGCAUUGGAUUGGCUGAGAUCAUCAACAUUGAUAAUCUCAACCAAGGAGGAGAGCCCAUGGGGUAGAAGUUAAGUAAAAUACCUGUAUAACCCCAGGGGUGGCAGUCACCUAAAUAGUGACUUGGACACUAUUUUAGUAUUCAUAACGCUAUAGUGUUCCUUUAAAGAAUAAUUAUGUUAAUGUUAGCCCAGGGAUUCUAAGAAGUAACGGCUAUGCUGCAAACAUCAAAACCUUGUUGACCUUUCAAAUUUACACAUAAAAUGUUUCUUAAAUGCAUAAGAUAAGAAGUAAAAUACAUUUGUAUUUGUUCACCUACAUUAUAUGUGGUAAAUAUAGUUAUCUUUUGUCUAGUGAUGCAAAUUGGCUAUAUGAAUAUGUUGAAAUUGAUGGAAUAUCACAGUUAUUGUAAACAGGUUUCCAGAAUUCUUUUUAUUUCUAAAAGUUAUGAAUGAGGCAAUAUAAAGGCACAAAAAAGUGCAUAUGGUGUCACGAACGCACCCUACUUCAAGAGUGUGCGUGACUUAGUUGUGGUGGUGAAAGAGUUAAAGUUCACUAUUUGUCUGCACUAGACCAGAAAUAAUGACAAAAUCCCACUUAACAGCACCCACACUUUACCAUAAUAAUAUAAAUAUUACUAUUUUAACGCUGCUGCCACCACCGAGACAAUUUAUAAAUGGGGUCCCCCAGGUAGCUUAAUAAUAAAAACCCACCAAAUACAACUUACCACAAUAUGGAUGUAAUUGAAAAACACUAAUUAGUGUCUUCUGGUAACGUGAUUCUUUACCAGACAAAGUCAAAACUUAAACUUCUGCCCAGGCGGUCUCUGGUAAAAAAUAUGGUGACUCACUCAGAAUUAGAUUCUGGCCCCCAAGCAAGUGCAAACACAUUUCAAAAUCAUUAGAUUUAUACCCUGUGGAUUACCAAGCCUGGCCUAGAGGUGGAGAUAAGGCAGACCUAUGGAACAAUAGGUGACCACCUCCUUGUGCUCCAGACCAGCAUCAAUCCACAUGGAAAUAUUUAGUUCUAUCUCCUCUUAUGUACUUGCCACAGAAAUAAGAAUUGAAUCUAUGAAUUUGUUACUAUUUUUCCAUUCCAUAGAUAUCACACUCCUUACUUGUGACCCAAUAUAGCGGACAGCACAAUCCUUUCCCAUAUGGGUAAGUUAUGCAAAUCAUAUUUAGGCUUGAUUAAAAGAUUGUGCUUGUCCCAUUCUAAAUAUAAUAAAAAUGAGGCUUAAUUUAUAUUCUGUGGGUAAGUAAGAAACUAUGUAUGUUUCUUUUGGAUAUGAUACUGGAACACAAGGCUAGUGAUCAUUCACAUAUCAAGGAGAUUAACUAAUCAAUUAAGAGGUAGAGGCCAUAUGGCUGAAGUCAGGUAGUUUACAUUUAGACUAGACAUCCAGGCAUCUCAAGUGUCGAAUCUCACACCCUGCAGAGCCCUCUAUUAAUCAAAGGAUCAAUCCAUGUUGCAAACCAUCUGCCCCCCUUCACAUUCCUAUACCAUUGAAGCUAGUCCAAUGAAGUACAGUCCACGGUGGUAGGGGAAAUUCUUGUAGAGCAGCAGUGAUUCAUCACGGGUGCAGGUUGGUAAUAUCAGUAGGACAUAUGUAAAAGAAGAAAGCAGAGAGAAAAAAAUCCAAUGGUGCAGUAGGUAGAUAUACUUGGAUAUUUAAAAAUAUAGUAAGGUACUACUCACAAUAUCCAGAGCUAAAAUCCAACUCUGGUAUGAAAUGCGUGAAGUGGAAUAAUCCCCACUCAAGGAUAUAUGGAGUGUAGCCCGUAAUCCAGUAGUCCAGCGGUGGUGUAAUCCCAACCGAAAGUAAAAAGGAUAAAAUAUAUAGUGCUCACUGUAUCUACUAUAGUAAAAGAGUAUAAAGUAUGAAAUGUACUCACAGUGUGUUGAGCAGGCUCACUGCUCGAUGUACAGCGUAUUGGUGGUACAGUCCCCACCCAUACGCUGUAUAUCGAGCAGUGAGCCUGUGAAACUACCGAACGACGCAGCGUUCAUAUGGCUAUAGAUGAACGGAUGAAAAGUCUGGAUGUCCAAGCGGUGUUCGUGGGAAAUAGUAGCUGAAACAGUUCCACGCGGUCGACGACAAACACCGCUGGGCGUUCAGCAGUUAAAGAUGGCCGCCGCCACGUGUUCGUUCAUACGAACAACGACCACCCAGCCGUUCGCCAAUUAAACUGCGGUUAACCACAGCAUCUGGGUAGUUAACAAGCCGCACACUCCACAUGCAGGGUGGUCGGCCGUUCAUCAGUCUGUUCAUUUGUUUGAACAACGUUAUCCUGGCUGUUAUAGACGUUUAAUUCACCAAACCAAUCCACGAAUAUGCCAUGGAGAAUGUAAAAGCCAAGCAAUGCAGGCAAAGAUGUAAUCCAGGCACAGAGGGUUCAGUCCCAAGUGCCUUGAGACCCAAUAAAUUAUAAGGGCCAUAAUCACAGGGCAGGAGGCUGGCAAUCAGGCCCCUCCAAAAGCCAGUGGCGAAGGGUAGUUCGUCACAAUCUCCACCUAGGAUUUCUUAGAGUAAGAUGAUAAAAUGCCAGGAAGUAUAAAAUGUCAAAAUAAAAGUUAAUUGUCACAGUAAACGAGUGCAGUGACCAACAGACCUUUAUUAGUUAAAAAACACAAAAGUAACAAUAUCAAAAUGCGUUUCACCAGUUGGCUUUUUCAAAUGGAUUAACCCCUUAUCGACCAGACCACUUUUUAAUUUUCUUACCAUUUGGGACCAGGGCUGUUUUUACAUUUUUGCGGUGUUUGUGUUUAGCUGUAAUUUUCCUCUUACUCAUUUGCUGUACCCACACAUAUUAUAUCCUGCGUUUCUCACCAUUAAAUGGUCUUUCAAAAGAUAUCAUUAUUUUCAUCAUAUCACAUAAUUUACUAUAAAAAAUUAUAAAAUAUGAUGAAAAAAAAUGUAAAAAAAAACACUUUUCCAACUUUGACCUUCAAAAUCUGUUAUGCAUCUACAGCCACCAAAAAACAACCAUGCUAAAUAGUUUCAAAAUUUUGCCCUCAGUUUAGAAAUGUCCAAUCUUAACAUGUUCUUAGCUUUUUUUGGAAAGUUAUAGGGCAAUAAGUACAAGUAGCACUUUCCUAUUUCCAAACCAUUUUUUUUUUUCAAAAUUAACACAAAUUACAUUGUAACACUGUAAUUACAUUGUAAUCACCUGUAUAAUUUUUUUAAAAGAAGACAACCUAAGGUAUUAAGCUUGGGGUGUUUUGACUCUUUUCAUGCAGCCAUUUUCCACCACUCUGGCAAAUUAAAAAAAAAUAAUAAUAAUUGGUGAUUUUUAUGACACACAUAGCAAUUUAAGAACACAUGUAUGGAGAACUUUAAGGGUUACUGCCAAAGAACACCCUAAUAUGUGUUCAGCAACAUCUCCUGAGUACAGUGAAGCCCCCCAUGUAUAGGUGUGUCGGGUUCCUUAUUUGAAGGGUGCACAUUCCAGUUUUCCAACUUGGAAUUUUCGCAGCUGGUCAUCAUGCACCCAUGUCCUAUUUGGGACAUUUUUGAAGCCGUCCAAUGUAAUUUACCCCCAUCCAACCAUGUAUUUUUGAAACGUAGACACUCUAGGGUAUUUCAAAUGGUGGCAUUUUAACACUUUCCAUGCACUAAUUCUUUGUCAAACGUUUGAGUAGUCAUUUUUUUGUGUUAUUUUUAUCUCACAUUGUACUUUAGGAAUGGAUUUUCAGUUCCUGUUGUUCUUGUAUCAUGAUCGCUUCCAGUGCUCAUUUUGGCCACGGAUAUACAGAGUACAACAGCAGUCGUUAAUGACCAUUUUUUGGCUGACGGACCCUGUACGUCCUUGGUCACUAAGGGGGUUAAAGAAUUUGCAUCCUGGCUCAUGGAGUAUAUAUAGGUAAAAAGCACUUUAAAAUUGGCACCAAAAUGGCACAGAUAACUAUCCAGCCAAUCACAGUACAACAAUCCUUAGUAUACAGGUGUCAGGGUACCUGUUGGUGAUGUAUCCAGGGAGGACAUCCUCUCUGCUUAGGGGCUCCCUUCCCCUAGCAUUUCGGCAUAUUUCGGCCGUUUUCGCGCCGGCCGCGCUAGCUCCUCCCCCUUUUAUGACGCGACGGCUAGCGUCGACGUCAUGACGUCGGCAUUUGCAUAAAGUGCCGGGAACCGCUAUUCCGGACCUUUUGGGGGCGUGGUCUCUAUUUAGGUAACAGGGUAUUUAAAGGAAACCUUUACUACUGCUCAUUGCCCUGUCGUGGUUCUAGCUUGCUAGUCACUCAGCGCGUUCUUUAUCUAGUGUUUCCGGUUUUGACCCUUGCUUGUCUUUUGUCCUGUUGUCCUCUCCUCUCCUUUGACUCGGCUUGUAUCUCGCUUACCUGUCCUCCGGCUCCCUUGACCUCGGCUUACCUUUUGACUAUUCUUGCUUUGUCCUUACGUUAGUCCGGCCAUUCUAAGGUCCGGUAUACGUACCUCCUUCUGUGCGCACUCUGCGUAUUGGAUCCCUGUCAGUUUCCUGACAUUACGACAGGGCCAUGAUGGAUCCUGCAGGUGCUAGUCCUCCUGACCCCAGAUUUGAGGCCAUGGACCAUAGAAUGGACCAAAUGGCUUUAGCGUUACAAACUUUGUUGACACGCUCCAGUACCCAGUCUGAAGAAAUACGUUCCACUGCUAGCCACUCGCUAAGUACUGGUUUGGAAGUAGCCACUGUAGGCGCAUCUUCCCAUGUCACGUCACCAUUACGAUAUGGGGGUUCGCCUGAUGCUUGUCGUGGUUUUUUAAACCAGAUAAGUAUACAUUUCGAACUACAACCCCGGGCUUACCCCACUGACAGGGCUAAGGUAGGCUUUAUUAUAACCCUGCUAAUAGAUAAAGCACUUAGAUGGGCCAAUCCCCUUUGGGAGAAUGACAAUCCUUUAGUCUACAACUACACUGCGUUUGUCACGGCUUUUAGAAGAACCUUUGACCCCCCAGGGAGGAAGAUUAAUGCGGCCAGAUCCCUGUUACGCCUUAAACAACAAGAUAGGACCCUUGUAGAAUAUGCUCUAGAGUUUAGAUCAUUGGCAGCAGAAGUGAAAUGGAACGAACAAGCUUUUAUGGAUGUUUUCUUGAAUGGGUUGUCUGAUGAAAUUCUAGAUGAAAUUGCCACAAGAGAACUUCCGGAAAAUUUAGAGGAUUUAGUAUCCUUCAUUUCCAGAAUAGAUGAACGCAUGAGACAGAGGCAGAACACUCGGGAAAGAGUUACUAGACUUCCUGUAAGACUCGCUCCCUCAUUUCAGAACCCUGACUCCUAUAAUCCUACUCCACCAGAACCUAUGCAAAUAGGUAAUACUCGCUUAUCUGAGGCUGAGAGACAGUACAGAAGAAGGGAGGGUCUCUGUUUAUACUGCGGGCUGAGAGGUCACCUACGUCUCAGUUGCCCUAAUCGUCCGGGAAACGCUCGCACCUAAGUUCCCUUAGAGGACGGGCCUUGGGUGUUUCAUUACUGUCCUCUAUGCAUAAUAAAAAAGACCAUAGGCUUCUGAUUCCUGUCUCUCUAGCUUGGGAAAAGGGGUUUAUUACUACGAUGGCAUUAUUAGAUUCUGGAGCAGCAGAAAGCUUUAUAGACCAAACUUUCGCUAAUAUGCAUUGUAUCCCAUUCCAAUUGAGAGAUACACCCUUGGCCGUUGAGGCCAUAGAUGGUAGACCUUUAUCUGAACCAGUAAUAUUCCAUGAGACCGAACCCGUUAAGCUUACUGUUGGUAUUUUCCACGAAGAGUUGAUUUCCCUUCUGUUAAUUUCCUCCCCGGCAGUCCCAGUGGUUCUAGGAUAUUCUUGGCUCAAGAGACACAACCCUCAGAUUGACUGGGAGGGUGGAGAAAUCGUUUCUUGGGGUAUGGGUUGUAGGAAAGAAUGUCUGCAGAGAGUUACUUCUGUUUGCCCCGUGAACUCUUAUGCUAACACUUCUCAAUCCACAGACGUUCAGAUACCAUUACAAUAUCUAGACCUCAAAUCUGUAUUUGACAAGGGUAAGGCGGAUACUUUACCUCCCCACCGGUCUUAUGACUGUUCUAUUAAACUUUUCCCUGGUACUAUGCCUCCCAGGGGUACGGUAUACCCUCUAUCCACCAAGGAAAACUUAGUUUUAGAGGAAUAUAUCAAGGAGAAUUUAGACAAGGGAUUUAUUAGAAAGUCUUCUUCUCCGGCGGGGGCGGGUUUCUUUUUUGUAGAAAAGAAAGACGGUACCUUACGUCCUUGUAUAGACUAUCGGGGAUUGAACAAAAUUACUAUCAGAAAUGCUUACCCUAUUCCUUUGAUUACUGAACUCUUUGACAGACUAAAGGGUCGAGUAUUUUUACUAAACUUGACUUAAGGGGAGCAUAUAACUUAGUGCGAAUUAAACAAGGAGAUGAAUGGAUGACAGCAUUUAAUACCCGUACGGGCAUUAUGAGUAUACCGUAAUGCCGUUUGGGCUUUGUAACGCCCCGGCCGUCUUCCAAGACUUGAUCAAUGAAGUUCUUAGAGAAUUCCAACAUGAAUGUGUAAUUGUAUAUUUGGAUGAUAUACUAAUCCAUUCUAGAGACAUUAAUUCACAUCAUAGACAAGUCAGAAAGGUAUUACAGAAACUUUUACAACAUGGAUUGUAUUGUAAAUUGGAAAAAUGUAGCUUUGACCAGUCUCAGGUAACUUUCUUAGGUUACGUAAUUUCCAAAGACGGGUUUAUGAUGGACCCGACCAAACUAAAAUCGAUUUUAGAUUGGCCUUUACCUAAGGGACUCAAAGCCAUACAAAGAUUUCUUGGAUUUUCUAAUUAUUACAGACGUUUUAUUAAAGGGUACUCCUCUGUUAUCGCUCCUAUCACUAAUAUGACCAAACAAGGAGCCGAUACCAAAACCUGGUCUACUGAGGCUUUAUCUGCUUUCGAAACGCUCAAACAGUCUUUUGCCUCAGCACCUGUAUUAGUUCAUCCUGAUACCUCUCUACCCUUUUUACUUGAAGUUGAUGCGUCUGAAACAGGGAUAGGCGCAGUGUUAUCCCAAAGACAAAGUUUAGAUAAGCCGCUGCACCCUUGCGGUUUUUUUUCCAAGAAACUGUCACACACUGAAAGGAGAUAUGACAUUGGUGAUAGAGAACUUUUAGCUAUCAUUAUGGCAUUAAAGGAAUGGAGACAUUUGUUAGAGGGCACCGUCCUCCCAGUUACUAUCUUGACUGACCACAAAAAUUUAUCGUAUAUGGGGGAGGCCAAAAGAUUAUCUGCCAGGCAGGCACGUUGGUCUAUGUUCCUUACACACUUUAAUUAUGUGCUUACUUACAGGCCUGGUUCUAAGAACACUAAGGCAGACGCUUUGUCACGUCAGCACGAACCUACCACCUCUACAGAGGAUACUUUGUUCCCUAUUAUUCCUGAAGUCAAUAUUAUCCCAACACCAAUGUCAAAAUACACUCUCCAUUGCUCGCUGAUAUUCAGAACGAACAAUCUCUUGCUCCCGAACGUACUCCUGUGGGCCGCUUGUUCGUGUCUCCCAAAUUCCAAGUGGACAUUAUUCGCUGUUUCCACGAUAGCAAGAUCGCUGGUCACCCCGGCAUCCACAAAACUUACUGCCUGAUCUCAAAAGACUUCUGGUGGCCCGGUUUACGUAGGGAUGUGGAAGACUUUGUCAAGGCUUGCAAUGUUUGUGUCAGGAAUAAACUUCCGCGGGAUCUCCCUUGUGGUUUAUUGCAGCCCUUAGUCGUUCCCAACAAACCUUGGGCUUGCUUGGCUAUGGAUUUUAUUGUUGAUCUACCAGCUUCCAAUAGGCAUACAGUUAUACUCACGGUCCUUGACAGGUUUACUAAAAUGGCUCAUUUCGUUCCCUUGCCUAAACUUCCGUCCUCCCCCGAACUGGCCGUGAUAUUUGCUAGAGAAAUUUUCCGUUUACAUGGUAUUCCCAAUGAGAUUGUGUCAGACAGGGGUUCCCAAUUUAUUUCCCGUUUUUGGAGAUCCUUCUGUUCACAGUUGGGCAUCAAACUGAAUUUUUCUUCGGCCUAUCAUCCUCAAUCUAACGGAGCAGCCGAACGCACUAACCAAAAAAUUGAGCAAUAUCUACGUUGUUUUGUUUCUGAACACCAGGAUGACUGGGUCGGUCUGAUUCCUUGGGCGGAGUUUGCUCACAACAACCUUGUUUGUGGUUCCACUCAUAAUAGCCCCUUUUUCUUGAACUAUGGCUUUAACCCUACUGUUCUUCCGUCGGUGUCUCCUUCCCAGGGUAUACCGUCGGUUGAUAUUCAUAUAGCCAACCUGAGAAAGUUGUGGGAUCAGACUCGACAAAUUCUUGAACGUAGUUCCGCGGUGUUUAAGUCACAUGCUGAUAGGCGUAGACGUCCUGCUCCUAUUUUUUCUCCGGGGGAUAGGGUCUGGUUGUGUACCAGACACAUUCGCCUGAAAGUUCCUUCCUUGAAGUUUGCUCCUCGUUACAUUGGUCCUUACAGGGUACUGAGGAGGAUCAACCCGGUUUCUUAUUUGCUGGAUCUACCUCCUACUCUACGCAUCCCUAACUCUUUUCAUGUGUCGUUAUUGAAACCUCUUGUUUGUAACAGAUUUUCCUCCCGCUCUACUCCUCCAUCCUCGGUCCGUGUGGAUGGUCAGGAGGAAUAUAUCAUCAAGUCCAUCCUUGAUUCUCGUAUUUCUAGGGGGAAGCUGCAAUACCUCAUAGACUGGAAAGGUUAUGGUCCAGAAGAGAGGUCUUGGGUUCCUGGUAUAGACGUGCAUGCUCCUCGUCUUCUACGGGCCUUCCACGUUCGUUUUCCUUCUAAGCCAGGUCCCAUCCGCCCGGUGGGCGUUUCUAGAAGGGGGGGUACUGUCAGGGUACCUGUUGGUGAUGUAUCCAGGGAGGACAUCCUCUCUGCUUAGGGGCUCCCUUCCCCUAGCAUUUCGGCAUAUUUCGGCCGUUUUCGCGCCGGCCGCGCUAGCUCCUCCCCCUUUUAUGACGCGACGGCUAGCGUCGACGUCAUGACGUCGGCAUUUGCAUAAAGUGCCGGGAACCGCUAUUCCGGACCUUUUGGGGGCGUGGUCUCUAUUUAGGUAACAGGGUAUUUAAAGGAAACCUUUACUACUGCUCAUUGCCCUGUCGUGGUUCUAGCUUGCUAGUCACUCAGCGCGUUCUUUAUCUUGUGUUUCCGGUUUUGACCCUUGCUUGUCUUUUGUCCUGUUGUCCUCUCCUCUCCUUUGACUCGGCUUGUAUCUCGCUUACCUGUCCUCCGGCUCCCUUGACCUCGGCUUACCUUUUGACUAUUCUUGCUUUGUCCUUACGUUAGUCCGGCCAUUCUAAGGUCCGGUAUACGUACCUCCUUCUGUGCGCACUCUGCGUAUUGGAUCCCUGUCAGUUUCCUGACAACAGGGAGUGCAGAAUUAUUAGGCAAAUUAGUAUUUUGACCACAUCAUCCUCUUUAUGCAUGUUGUCUUACUCCAAGCUGUAUAGGCUCGAAAGCCUACUACCAAUUAAGCAUAUUAGGUGAUGUGCAUCUCUGUAAUGAGAAGGGGUGUGGUCUAAUGACAUCAACACCCUAAAUCAGGUGUGCAUAAUUAUUAGGCAACUUCCUUUCCUUUGGCAAAAUGGGUCAAAAGAAGGACUUGACAGGCUCAGAAAAGUCAAAAAUAGUGAGAUAUCUUGCAGAGGGAUGCAGCACUCUUAAAAUUGCAAAGCUUCUGAAGCGUGAUCAUCGAACAAUCAAGCGUUUCAUUCAAAAUAGUCAACAGGGUCGCAAGAAGCGUGUGGAAAAACCAAGGCGCAAAAUAACUGCCCAUGAACUGAGAAAAGUCAAGCGUGCAGCUGCCACGAUGCCACUUGCCACCAGUUUGGCCAUAUUUCAGAGCUGCAACAUCACUGGAGUGCCCAAAAGCACAAGGUGUGCAAUACUCAGAGACAUGGCCAAGGUAAGAAAGGCUGAAAGACGACCACCACUGAACAAGACACACAAGCUGAAACGUCAAGACUGGGCCAAGAAAUAUCUCAAGACUGAUUUUUCUAAGGUUUUAUGGACUGAUGAAAUGAGAGUGAGUCUUGAUGGGCCAGAUGGAUGGGCCCGUGGCUGGAUUGGUAAAGGGCAGAGAGCUCCAGUCCGACUCAGACGCCAGCAAGGUGGAGGUGGAGUACUGGUUUGGGCUGGUAUCAUCAAAGAUGAGCUUGUGGGGCCUUUUCGGGUUGAGGAUGGAGUCAAGCUCAACUCCCAGUCCUACUGCCAGUUCCUGGAAGACACCUUCUUCAAGCAGUGGUACAGGAAGAAGUCUGCAUCCUUCAAGAAAAACAUGAUUUUCAUGCAGGACAAUGCUCCAUCACACGCGUCCAAGUACUCCACAGCGUGGCUGGCAAGAAAGGGUAUAAAAGAAGAAAAUCUAAUGACAUGGCCUCCUUGUUCACCUGAUCUGAACCCCAUUGAGAACCUGUGGUCCAUCAUCAAAUGUGAGAUUUACAAGGAGGGAAAACAGUACACCUCUCUGAACAGUGUCUGGGAGGCUGUGGUUGCUGCUGCACGCAAUGUUGAUGGUGAACAGAUCAAAACACUGACAGAAUCCAUGGAUGGCAGGCUUUUGAGUGUCCUUGCAAAGAAAGGUGGCUAUAUUGGUCACUGAUUUGUUUUUGUUUUGUUUUUGAAUGUCAGAAAUGUAUAUUUGUGAAUGUUGAGAUGUUAUAUUGGUUUCACUGGUAAUAAUAAAUAAUUGAAAUGGGUAUAUAUUUGUUUUUUGUUAAGUUGCCUAAUAAUUAUGCACAGUAAUAGUCACCUGCACACACAGAUAUCCCCCUAACAUAGCUAAAACUAAAAACAAACUAAAAACUACUUCCAAAAAUAUUCAGCUUUGAUAUUAAUGAGUUUUUUGGGUUCAUUGAGAACAUGGUUGUUGUUCAAUAAUAAAAUUAAUCCUCAAAAAUACAACUUGCCUAAUAAUUCUGCACUCCCUGUAGUACAAAUAUGGAAUAAAAGCUAUUGUAAAUACUGUUAUUAAGGAAUCAGGGGGAGGAGCCUGACUGUGGAGUUGAGCAGACACACUAUCUGGAGCUCCCGAGCCUGAGCCCGAUUAUCAUUUGUUAUCACGGGCAAAUCACUUCAUCUCAAACCCCAACUUACAGCCUCUUGCUUCGCAGUUGCUGGUGAAUUGGGGGAUACCUCGCACGCCCAAAAUGCCCGCUGGAUUGCCUGAGCUGAGGCUUGGGGCCUACAACAUGCAGAGCAGGGGAGAGGCAGCCGCUCUACCAGCCCUUCAACGAUAUAAAUAUCAGAUCAAAUUUUCCAUAGCGACCAUCUUGGUAGGAGAAAAGAGAAUAAUGGCGGCGGCCAUAUUGGGAGGGAAGGGAAGAAAAAUGUAUAAAAAAUAAAUAAAAGGAAAAAGAAACAUAAAGCACAAAAAAUAGGUUAUUCAAAGUAGUGCCAGGAUAAUAUAAUUAUACUCCAAGAAAUCCCAAGUGGGGAUCAUACCAACAACGCUAUAAUCAAAGAGCAAUGAGUCUGCUCUACACGUGUGAGAAUUAUUUUUUACAAAAUUGUAACAAGUUUUAUUAUACAUUUAGAGCACUAUUGUUUGCCUUUCUACCUUUUCCUGGGUUCCCGGACACGCCCAUUGCUGAGGCCGUUUUCCAUCAUACCUUAUAAGUGGGGAUUUCCCCACAUACAGACACAGAGAGAGAGACACCCAGGCACAGACACACAUAUUGAUAGAGACACACACAUACAGACACACUAAUACAAACACAGACAUAUGAACAGAUACACAGACAGACACACAUACACACACUGACACAUACAGAUACACAUAUACUAACACACAAACAGAUACACAGACAUACAGAUACACAGACACACAUGUAUAAGUGUGUGUCUGUGUGUGUUUGUAUAGUGUUUGUAGUGUGUUUGUACAGUGAAUGCAGUGUGUGUUUAUAUAGUGAAUGCAGUGUGUUUGUGUAGUGGAUGCAGUGUGUGUGCUUGUAUAGUGGAUAAUGGUGUGAGGGAGAGGUGAUGGUGAUGGUGUGAGGGAGAGGGUGGUGAUGGUGUGGGGGUUGAUGUGUGAGGGAAAGGGGGUGAUGUGAGAGGAAGGGGGUGAUGUGUGAGGGAGAGGGGUGAUGAUGUGAGGGAGAGGGUGGUGAUGGUGUGGGUGAUGUGUGAGGGGAAAGGGGAUUGAUGUGAGAGGAAGGGGGUGAUGUGUGAGGAGAGGGGGUGAUGGAGGGAGGGGUGAUGUGAGAGGAAGGGGUGAUGUGUGAGGGAGAAGGAGUGAUGUGUGAGGGAGAGAGGGGUGAUGAGGGUGAUGGUGUGAAGAAGGGGGGUGAUGAUGUGAGGGGUUGAUGUGAGAGGGUAAUGGUCUGAGGGGGUUAUGGUGAGAGGAGGGGGUGAUGUGUGAGGGAGGGGAGUGAUGAUGUGAGGGAGUGGGUUGAUGAUGUGAGGGAGGGGGCAAUGAUGAGAUGAGGGGGUGUGAUGUGAGAGGGGGUGAUGGUGUGAGUGGGGGUGAUGGUGAUGGUGUGAGGGGGGUGAUGGUGUGUCGGAGUGGAGGUGAUGUGUGGGGGGGUGAUGUGUGAGGGGAUUGAUGUGAGAGGGAGGGGGUGAUGAGAUGUAGGGGAGGGUGAUGGAAGAGGGGGGUGAUGACUAAAUACCUUGGCUCCCUGGUGGUCCGGUGGCUCCCUGAUGGUCCGGUGGGCAUAAUAUCCGGUCUGCAGCUAUGCAGAGCUGCAGACCAUGUAUCUCGCGAGACACAGUCAGAGCUGAUUGAUCAGAGCUUGCAAGACACAUAGUCUGCAGCUCUUCUCACUGCAGAGCUGCAGACCGGUGUCUGUGAUGGGCGCAGGAGGGGCAUCACACCCGACGGCAUAUCGAGCAAGCCGACGGGCCCCCUUUCCUCGGAUGUUGAGGUUAGGACUAUAUCAAAUAUUCUGUGCUCUUGGGUUUUUACGUCCAAUAUGCAUUAUCUUGCACUUAUCCACAUUAAAUGUCAGCUGCCACAACUCUGAUCAUUUUUCUAGUUUACCCAAAUCAUUUGCCAUUUGGCCUAUCCCUCCUGGAACAUCAACCCUGUAACAUAUCUUAGUAUCAUCAGCAAAAAGGCAUUCCUUACCAUCAAGACAUUUUGCAAUAUCACUAAUAAAUAUAUUAAAGAGAAUGGGUCCAAGUACAAAUCCCUCAGGUACCCCAUGUUUCGAAUAUACUCAAUUGACUACAACCCUCUGUUACCUGUCACUCAGCCACUGACUAACCUAUUCAUCAUACCGUAUAUACUCGAGUAUAAGCCGAGUUUUUCGGCACAUUUUUGUGCUGAAAAACCCCCACUCGGCUUACACUCGAGUCAAUGUCUGUAUUAUGGCAACAUACAUUGCCAUAAUACAGACCAGGACCGCCGGGCUCAUUACAAGCCCGGCAGUCCUGUUGGGGGCUGGCAGAGAGCUGUAACUUACCUUUCCUGCAGCUCCUGUCAGCUCCCUUCUCAGCUCCGUUCUGCUUACAGUAUAAGUCUCGCGACACCCACAGCCGUCAGAGCUUUGCCAAGUGUUUCCGUGGCAACGUUCUGCGCGACACGCAGACUGCGAGACUUACACUGUAAGCAGAACUGAGCUGACAGGGGAGCUGCACGAAGGAGAAGGGAGCUGACAGGAGCUGCAGGAAAGGUAAGUUACAGUUCUCUGCCAGCCCCCCACUGCACAGCCCAUCCACUGGACCAACAGGGAUUAACAUAGCCCCCCUCCCUGGCCAGGCAACAAGCAGGGAGGGGGGACAAAAAAAAAAAAAAAAUACAAAUAUUAAAAUAAAAUAAUAAUAAUAUUCAAAUAAUAAUAAUAUUAUUCAAAUAACAAUAAUAUUCAAAUAUAAUAAUAAUAUUAAAAUAAAAUAAAAUAAUAAUAUAAAAAUAUAAUAAUAAUAAUAAAAUAAUAAUAAUAUUAAAAUUAAAAAAUUAAAAUAAUAAAAAUGCCCUCCCCUCACCCAGUUUACACUCACUACACAAACACACACACACUGCAUUCACACACACACUGCAUUCACACAAACACACACUACAUUAUAGACACACGCUGCACUCACACAAACACACACUGCCUUACAUACACACACACUGCAUUCACACAAACACACACUGCAUUACAUACACACACACUGCAUUCAUUAUAUAUACACACUACACACAAACACACACACUGCAUUCAUUAUAUACACACACUGUAAAUAAAUAUUCAAUUAAUGUAAUUUUAUUGGGAUCUAAUUUUAUUUAGAAAUUUACCAGUAGCUGCUGCAUUUCCCACCCUAGGCUUAUACUCAAGUCAAUAAGUUUUCCCAGUUUUUUGUGGUAAAAUUAGUGGCCUUGGCUUAUAUUCGGGUCAACUUAUACUCGAGUAUAUACGGUAAUUGGAAUCCAAACUUAAAGAUUGCAGUUUAUUGAUCAGUUUUGUAUAUAUAAUGGCCUGGAGCUCAUUGAGGAAACUGGUCUUGGGGCAGCAAAGAGGGCUCAGAAGAAUUCCCCAUAUCCACAUACCCUACAAAUGCUAGGUAUAAUAUAGCACUGUCAGCACAAAGUUCUGCAUUAGGAAGUACUUGUGAUGUAAGGGAACUGGCAGUACGUAAUCAUGGUAGAUAUUAACUUUAGAUAUAUUAUUAGAUCAAGUUAUAGUAAAGCAGUUUGAACAGCGUGCUAAUUAGGCACUAAUUACUAUGGAAAACAACAUAAUAUCCUGUGGUUGAUAGCACUCCUAUAGUAGUGUUACAUAAAGCCCCAAAUGUUUUAUAUGCAAGGUGGGUCCAUAUGUCUAAAUAAUUUACACACACCCUAGAAUACUGCGGAUUCACCCUUUCCUUGUUGGACGCACAAUUUCUAUCUGUUAAAUCUCUGCAUCUCAAUUUAUAUUUACAGCAGAUAUGGGUGGUUAGGUGAGAAGACUUUUUAGAAAAAAAUAUUUUUAUUAGAAUAAUAAAAGGUGAUUGGGUUAUAUAAUCUACAUAAUUUCUUCAUGAUGGACAAGACAGUAGGUAUUUUAAGAAUAGACAUUUUCUUUAACACAAUGACACAUACAGUAGCUUUUUUUUAUUCCACAGAUAGGUAAGUGGCAAAUUAUUUAUACAUAAACCUGUUUAUAUAGAAUAGAACCUUUAACUUCUUCUUGCCAAAUACAGGAUUUAGUCAUUCUAACUAAUGAUUCUUGUGUCUACAGAUAUCUCCCAUGAAAGCAAAUGUAACCUAAUUUGAAAAUGUUUGUUUUCAAAUAUAGGAUUACAUUUCAAGGAAAUGAAAAGGUCUUGCUGACAUAAUGUUAUCGAAGUAUAGACAGGAAUCUCUGGAGAGCACUCCUACUCAAGAAUGUUUAUUUUAUUGAUGUCUGAUUUGGUGUAAAAAUAUGCCGGUAUUUUUUUGUAAUAGAUUCAUGGAAUAGUUUUAGGAUAGUGUAUGUAAGUGAAAAAAAUAGUGCUUAAAUCGUGCUCCUGACAGCAAGCCUUCCUACUUAUUAUAUUUAAUAUUAUUUAAUUAUGAAAAUAAAGCUCAUAAUUGUUUUUUUUUAAUUAAUAAAAUGAAGUUUGACCCAUGCCCUAAAAUCUGGAUCAUGUUAAAAAAAAAUUUUUAUUUGAAUUAAGAUGGAAUAUAAUUGUAAAUAAGAAUAUUACAUGCUUUAAGAUAUGCUUAAUUUGAAAAAAUAAAUAAAUAAAAAUAAAUAUGUGAAUAUACAUUUUUUACAGCAGUUCAACUGGCUUCUGAAAGAUAUAUUAUUAUUUUUUUUUUUUUACUGAACUUUGAGUAUGUGUGUCACUGUUGCAUUCAUGUCAAGACAAGAGACUUACUCAACUGUCCUCACAUCUCAGAUAGAGGUUAAAGUUGGUUUGUAAAAGCUUUGGAUCAAUGUCUAGUGCAAAAAUGUCUUCAGUGGCAAGUAACAGACGUGUGCAGGUUUGGUUCUUCUGAACCACUUUAACACUUCAACAGAAUAAUUUUUUUUUGGAGAGGGGAGGGAAGGGGUUCAGCAGAAUUUAGUUAAUUCUGCUCUUUUGGCUUGCCUGAAUUUAAAUUUGUGGAAGUCAUUUGGGCAGCCAGAACAGCAGAAUAGUGCUUAUGACUGUAUUGGUAUGCAAAAAUGUCUUCCAUUUUCUUCCAUCAAUUUCAACUUGGCAAUAAUGACAUUGAUGAUGGUAGUUUUUAUUUUUUAUUUUUAUUACAGUAAAUGAAGUAUAUGAAUGAGUGUGUAUUGUGUAAAGUAACCACUUUAUUCAACAAAAAGAGGUAUUUGUUUUGCAAAGUGGGUUGGUACUUGGUGGAUUUAUAACUGUGAUAUUAUUAUGCUUGAUCUUACACACUGCAGAGUGCAUGCGCAUCACACACUGAACUAAACAUACUCUGCCACUCAAAGUUGCUCCAGGUUCUCCUGGAAGUAACUAAUAGCUAUAUAAAGCUGCAAGCCACAUAUAGUCUCACACUAGAAUCAAUGAUCCAGGCUACGCAAGAGGAAAAUCUUUUAUUUUCUUAGUUACUGAGUGAACACCAUACUCCCCAUAAAGAAGGAUUUUCUUUCUCCAAACACACUUCCUAAAAUAAGGAUUUUCUUUCUAAAAACAGUUAACCAAAAAAAGAUAAAACUUUUAACAACUGUACAACUGUAUAUUGGUAACCUAGUCUACCACUAGGAACAAUAACAAUAUGUAACUCCUAUCUCCCACUCAAAGUUAUUGCAAGUACUCGUGGCAGUAGCUAAUAGCAAGAUGGAGCAGAAAGUUAACCUUUGUGUCACAUUUGAAUCUCCCACAGCACACAGCAAUGCUAAAACUCACUGUAUCACUGCUGGUCUGUCUCCCUCAGUAACUGCAGUCAAAGUGUUUGGAAGAAUCCUGCUUGGAAGUACAUAUUGUUUCACAGAUCCUCCUUUUGUCCCUCUAUUGGUCCGUUGCCAGAUGAUCUAUUAAUAAAAUCAACAUUUACCAACUGUCCCUUAACCAUCAAUCAUCAAUCUUUUUUUUUUUUUUUUAACUACACCUUCAAUAGACAGGAGAUCCACACUCAACGCAAGAUCAAUAUAUAUAUAUUUUUUUCCUUUAAGCUUGGUGGUUUAUUUUAGAUAACAGAUAUUUCAGAUAUUCGGAUAUUGAGGAGGUGGACAAUAGUAUUUUCAACUUCCUUAUAUAUUCUAGUAAUAAAUAUAUUAAUGGAUGUUGCAAAUAUUGUAAAUAUAUAUAUAAUAUUAGGUCCCCUAUUUAUUAGAGCCCCUUAAUACCACCUAUGAUUAUUAUACUGAUAGAUCAAACCUGCAGGGUGGAGACAUGGCAGAAAACUAAGUACCUCCUGUUUAUUUAUUUUUUUAAAUUAAAAUACCACAUCAUGGGACCAGUGUCGGGGGGGUGGGGGGGGGAGGGGGGAUGGACUAGGAUAUCCCCCUUUUUUGUUUAAAGGAGCCCUGCAGUAUUGGGUUUCCCAUGUAUCUUCUUAAUGAGUGGGCAGUAAUAGCUGCCCAGUCACUAGUCUUAUAUUACGGAGAGAUACCACUGGCAACUUGCUGUUUUGCAGACAUGCCCCUACUUGUGGCAUGGCAAGUGGUGGCAUGGGGAAGGUUUCAAACCUCUGUUAUACUAAUGUGGGGUCUUUUUACCCCUAUAGACUUUUAUUUAUUUUCUCUUUUUAAUGAGCUAGUCAUUAAAAAAUGCUGAAAAAUAUACUUACGAGGCACAUUUAUUGUAGGAUUAAUCUCAAGCACUUGACCCGUUUGGCUGCUAGAAUUCCGUCAAAAUUAUUGGAUGAAAACAGUCAAUAAUUUUUGACUAGGUUUUGCCUAUCAUAUUAAAUCAAGGCCUAUGCUAGAUUAGAUAACUUUAUUUUAGAGUGAGAAAUGUUUUAACCUAUAAAUUACAUUACACAACUCAAAUAUGUUUAAUCUAAUUCCAUUAUAAUGUCUAAUUUAUUGCUAUCUUUAGAUGACAAGAAUAAUUUUAAAGCAAAUGGAAGAAAGGUAAUUUUCUCAAUGUUUUCUGACUCUAUUGCACACUAAAUAUUUUAUUAGUUAUUUAAAAAACUGAAGGGUUUAUCCACUAUACACUGAAUAUAAUAAAUUGAAAACCAAACAACAAAAUUCAGGAUAAAAAACCUGAACUUUGAUUAUAACCAAGUUGGAGGUUUCUUCCGUCUAUUAUAGUCCAACGUUGCAUUUUCAAGUUAUCACAAAUCAGUGCUUAGCAAAUUAACCCAUCAAAGUUUUUGUUUAAAAAGUGUACUACAUUUAGCCAGGUGACUGGCUAAUCUCCCAAAGGGACUUUCCAUUCAUAUAUUUUAAUUUAAUUUAGUUCAGUGUAAAAUCAUCUGCCUAGUUUUCACCGAUGUAUCCUUACUUCGCAGUUUCAAGCUUAGACUCCAGCAAGAUGACCCCUGCCUCAUGUUCCUAACACGAAAAGCACCAGCUCAAGGCCAUACCCUAGAUAUAGUUCCAGCCUAUACAUACUCAUAAAAACCUCAGCUCAUGUAGUAAUUUUUCCGGACAUUGUGAUUUAAUGUCUGCUCAUAUAUUUUAUGCAUUUAACCUUAUGUCUACUUUUGUAUUAUUUGCAUUUGCCCUCUCACACUUGUUAGCUGAGCAUAAAUGUUUUAUUGAAAGAGACAGUACUGUCUGAACAUAAGCUGGACCGAUAUAAGUGACAAAAAAUGAAGGUAAAAGUAAGUAUAAACAUAAUGGGACAUUUGUAUUGAAGGGACACUAUAGGCACCCAGACCACUUCCACUCAUUGAAGUGGUCUGGGUGCACUGUCCCAGUCCCCUUAAUCCUGCAAUUUUAAUUAUUGUAGUUAUUGCUAAACUGCAAUAAUUACCUUGCAGGGUUAACUCCACAUCUAGUUGCUGUCUACUGGGUGGAACACAACUUAGUUUCUCUUUAAAUUUGUAUUGUUUAGUUUCAUUUUAUAUCAAUCUGUGCCUUAUUGAAAACUAUAGUUUGCCACCAAUAUAUUUUCAUAUGUUUAUAUUUAAUCAAUGACCUUAACCUACAAUAAUUCUUGCUGCUACCUGAACGGUCUCAAUACAAAAAAAGCCCAUCAUGUUUUCCCUUGUGUUUAGACAUACAUUUACUUUAACUAUUAUAUGGUUUUAUCUACUUCGAUAUAUCUUUCUUUCUUUCUCACUCUCUCGCCCCACCCUUUCAAGCUGAAGAUUUACAAAGAGCUCCAGAAGGUUGAGUUGUUGUGACAUUUAGAUAUUCAAAAUGUCUAAACAGGUUCCAAAAACACCUGGUGCAAAAUUGAUAACCCCCUGCAAUAAUACAGAGAUAUCGUGGCAUAUGCUCUCCUCUUUAUAUUACCUCCCUUCCUUGAAACCCAUGAACAGAAUGCUGCUUAUGCUCUCCAGAAUAGCAUAGUGGAAAUAUGCAGAGCCAAAUAUUCAAUGUGAUCUGGCCAUGCUACCUAACUAAUAGAAGUGUGUGCAGCAAAGUUCUGUUCCGCAUCACCUUCUCCCCCUUUGUGGUUUUGCAAAGCACUAAUAUCCUUUUACAUGUAGAGAUCCAGGAAUGAAGGGUUUAAUUCCCCAAAGCCCCCUCUAGCAACGCCUAUAUUUUACAUGUUUUGGAAUCAACAUUUCUACAAAUUGAUCAUAUGUAAACAGAACCAAUGAGGAAACAUUUAGCCACAGACAUUCUGUUUCUGCACAGGACAAAGUUAUGACCUUGCCAAAUCUAUAAUAUGGGUACAGGGGACUAAAUAUGUGGCACUCUGUGAGUUGUCAUUACGAUAAGGGGUGACAGGGGGUGGGUUCCAGGAAUACUAUAAAAAUUAAUGCUAGCUAGAGCAGUGGUUUUUAACUUUUUUUUUUUACAUGAACUUUCAUUUGUGCUUGUCCACUCUUUCUUCAAUUUAAAUUGAUUCAGUGGCCAAUACUUCAAUUGUUAGAUAUUAUAUAACACAAUUAAUUUGCAAGAUCCCAUUGUUCAGGGUACUUAUUAGCAUUUGGUAAGACAGUACUGCCAAGGUAAGCAUCUUCUUAUGAGAAGCUGUCGAGGGAACUAAGCAAUAUCAUUGGCGACCCACUGAAAUUGCACAGGGAUACAAUAUUGCGUCCUUAUCCAGGGGUUACAUACCGGUGAUCUAGAGAAACAUCUUUUUCCUUUUUCAUGUUAUUUGAGGAUAAAUUUGAGGAAGCAUCAGAAAGCAUAGUUAAGUCAUAGGGAUAAUGGAAAAUGCUAUAAUACACAUUACAAUCUCUAAUGCAUCAUGUCCAGUUUAUAUCAUGUAAUUUCUUUUCCAUAUACUUAUAUUUAGUGUCAUGUGUAGGAUAAAAUCACCAGUGUAAGCUGAUUUCAUAAUCAAUAUCAACAUAUUUUAUGUUCUAGAGAUACACAUGUCUGUCUUCUAUUCUCAACAUUCCUGAAAUAGUAGACGUUUAAAGGAGGAUAAUAAAAAAAAAAUUUUACCAAAGAAAAUUCAUUUUAAUUAAUUUAUGGGAUAAUUAUAUCAUGUUAAAAUAUCUCUAAAAUGUUUCAUUUCCAUUUUAGGAAGAGAGGUCUUAUUUUGAAUAUAUCUUCUGCAUUUGGAUAUUUCCCUUGUCCACUCUAUUCUCUCUAUAGUGCUUCUAAAGUAAGUUUUGAUUAAUGAUUAUCCUUGUUUAGUUUCCAAUGUUUUGACCUAUAUUAAAUGAGUUAAUUGAGCUAUUGAUUGUUGUGGUUUAUCAAGUUAUUUUUGGUGUUGAACUACAAAGGCUCUAAUGGUUCCAAUAAUGUGUCAAUAGUUCUUUUUCUGAAGGACUACGAUUGCUUGACUUUGUGAGGUCAACCAAACUUAUAAUGGUAAACGGGCUGUUGACAAGUAUCGGAACAGUGACAUUGUAAUUGCAAUGAUAUUGUUAAUAGUUCAUGUUAACAAUAACUUCCAAAUUACAAAUUAUAGUUUAUCCAAUAAACCAUGUGCAUCAAUUAUAUUGCUGCAUUUUGAUAUCAUCUUUUUAUUACAGGCUUUUGUUACAACAUUUUCUAAAGCCCUUCAAGCUGAAUAUAAAUCAAAGGGGAUUAUUAUUCAGGUAAAUUAGUCUCAUAUAUGAAUAGAUGCUCUAUUUAUGGAUAAAUGUUAUAAAAACAUUACAUCAUGUGGAAAGGAAAAGAGAACUUAAAAAUAAGAAAACAUUUAAUUAAAGGAAUGCCCCUAAUGUAUGCAUAUUUCAUUGGGACAUAUCUAAAACAGAUUGCAAAAGCUGCAGAUGUCUUUUUUGCAGUCUUUGCAAGCCCUCCCCUUCUAACCAAGUACAGAUUUUCAGACUUUCUAUCUGUGCCAGGGAAUACACCAGUCACAAGCGUGGAUUUCCUUUGCUUCUUUGUGAAGUUAAUGCAAGCGGAAGAAAAUCUCCCUGGCUUUACAGUUGAUAGCCAAGAAUUUGUUUCUGCCCAAUUAUAAAAAUGCAGAUUUCUUGAAAUUGGCACUUUUAUUAACUCUCUCUAAUGUGACAGGCUCCAGACAAAUAAAGCACUUAACAAGUGUUAAAAAAAAAGUUUGAAUUAAAAAAAUAGUAAGCAAAACAUAACUAAUAAUGUGCAAAUGUCUAUUGUUAAAAUAUAUUUUUUGCUUCAAUAUGCCUAGAUAGCAAUAGAUACAACACAUAUGCCUAAAUAGCAUACCUAGAUAUAACACAUAUGUACACUUUGAUACAUGCACAUACACACAAACACACUGAUGUAUAAAGACACACAAUAACACACAGACACACGAAAUAACAGUGUGUGUCUGGCAGUGUGUAUUGGUAACAGUGUGUGCAUAUCUGGCAAUGUGUAGCAUGUAUGUGCCUGAGAGUGUGUGUAAGGCAGUGAGUAUCAUUGUGAGUAUCUGUAAAUGUAUAUCUGUGUGUAUGUGUAUCCAUGACUGUGCCUGCAAUGCAUGUCUUUAUCUGUGUAUCUCUGUGUCUGUAAGCAUAUGUCUGAAGGGAGCUGCUUGCAUUAAGUUGUAUGCAUGAGGGAUGGCUACUUGUGGUCUUGUUGCGUGCAUUGCGUUUACAAUGGGGUUGUAAGGGUGCCUAUGUGUUUACAAGGGUGACUGUGGCAGGGUGGUUGUGACGGAGUGAGUAUGAAAGGAUGAUUGCAACAGAGUGAUGGUGACUUUGGCAAUGUGACUGUGUGUUAGGGGUAAGUUUGGCAGGUGACUGUGUGUGUGGGGGGGGAGGAGUGACAAGGGGAUUGUGUGUGUGUGUGUGUGUGUGUGUGUGUGUGAGGGAGGACAUGAUAUGACAUGGUGACUGUGCUUGUGUGUGGUAGGGGAAGACCAAUAGUGUGACUGAGUGUGUGUGGCUAAGGGGUGGUGAUAUGACAGGUAAUGUGUGUGUGGGGAGUGGUGUGACAAGGUGAAUGCGUGUAUGUGAUGGGACAGGCUGUUGAGUGUGUUUGGGUGUAGAUUGUGUGUGAGGAAGCUACAUUUCCCUGUUCAGCCUUCCCUGCUCUUCUUUCUAUUUAUUUUUAGUUGAGUCCUCAACCUGUUUACCUUAUGGCAGUGAGUGGGGGCUCUGAUCCUUAUUCCUUGUUGGUCAGGUGGAUCCAAUCUCCCUGGUGAUCCAGCGGACUACCAGCUGAAUCUGCUGAUAGCAGACAGCUCAAAAAUGCCCCUUUUGGUCUCUGACUGGGUGAGAGCAUUUGAUGAGCACUACUCUCAGCCCAAGGGCUGCCUGGCCAGUGAGUAACGCAGUGUUGUGCUGUGCAGGGUAGCUGAGUAGAGCCAGUGCUUGAAAGGCAGCACCGGCUAUGCUAUCAGCACAAUCAUUGCAAACAAAAUAUUUUUAUACACAAGUAUACAUGUGUGGCAAUGUGAAGUGGUCAAUUAAUUAAUUGUGAUGCAUUUCUGCCAUAAUAUUCCCCAGCUAUAGUCAACUUAGCACAACAUUUCCUCAAACAAAGAAUCUCAAUAGCUUAAAAGUUUUCUGUGAAAAAACACGAUAAUGAUAAUUGCAUACCAGUCAAGAUUUAUAUAACUCACUAGAUAGGGACAUUGGUGAAGUAUGUAACUGAUUUAAAUUAAUUUCUCUCAUCCUCUAUACUUAAAGGGACUCUCCAGUGCCAGGAAAACAAAUUUGUUUUCCUGGCACUGCAGGAUCCGCAGUGCCCCCCUCCCUUUCACCCCCCAUCCCAUGUUGCUGAAGGGGUUAACCCCUUAAGGACCAAACUUCUGGAAUAAAAGGGAAUCAUGACAUGUCACACAUGUCAUGUGUCCUUAAGGGGUUAAACUCCUUCAGUGACUUACCUGAAUCCAGCCCCGAUGUCCCUUGGUUUUGGGUCAGGCUCCGUCAGCUGGCGAGGGAGACCUAAUGCGCAAUGCUCAGCAAUGGCAGUGCGCACGCACUAGACCUCCCCAUAGGAAAGCAUUAUUCAGUGCUUUCCUAUGGGGAUUCCGGCGAUGCUGGACGUCCUCAUGCAUAGCAUAGCAUGAGGACGUCCAGCAUCGUUUAAAACACUUUUUGUGUUCUAAGAAGCUGAUAGACAGCCACUAGAGGAGGACUUAACCCUGCAAGGUAAUUAUUGCAGUUUAUAAAAACUGCAAUAUUUACACUUGCAGGGUUAAGGGUGAUGGGAGUUGGCACCCACACCACUCCAAUGGGCAGAAGUGGUCUGGGUGCCUGGAGUGUCCCUUUAAGUGAAAAUGGGGAGUUGAUGCAAACAAAUUGAGAUCACCCUUAUUGUAGGAAGGUAUAAAAAAAUGAAUGGUUUUUCAUAUAUCCUCUACCCUCUGGUUAGAUUGCUGGUGGUCUAUUAUAUACUGAGGGGUGGUACAAUUCUCAUCCUAUUGGCAUUUUCCUCUCUCUAAUAUAAAUGAAAAAAAUUACAUCUUAUCUAAAAUAAAUAACUGGCUUUUUUUCAUUCAACAUAUAUGCAGAAAAUCUGAAUCAUUGUUUUAUAUAUUUCUAUUUUAAAUGUAUACCACCCAAUUAUACAAGAUUAAUUAAUACAUUAAUGUCAGAGUGAAUAUCAGAAUAUGAUUACCAUACUCCUGAAAAAUACAGGUGAAUUACCCAUAUCACUAUAUGACUAUUUAAUCUACAAUAUGUGCCUCUAUUAAUAAUAAUAUUAAAUGAUAUAAUAUUAUUUGAAAACCUUUUCAAAUGAUUUACCGACAAAAAAACAAAAACUCGUAGACUUUAAUGGUGACUUCUGUAGUUCAAUCAUUUGUAAAGUUUUUCUAACCGUAUUGAAUCAUUUAUAAAAGCUUAUUAAACAGAGGCCAUGGUGAGCAAUCUCACUCUACUGACUUUUGAUGUUUUUGCUUUCCUUGUACAGGCUGUGACACCAUAUGGCGUCUCUACUGCAAUGACAAAAAGAAUAGACACAAAUAUCAUUACCAAAUCUGCAGAAGAUUUUGUAACCCAGUCACUGAGCUACAUAAAACUUGGAAACGAGACAUUUGGCUGUCUAGCACAUGAAGUUUUGGUAUAUUUCUGUUAUAGUUGUACAAAUAUUUGUUGAAAAUGUAUAUUGCAGGCAUAUUUUGUAUGAAGGAUAAACAUGAUUGGCUGCUGAAAGAACCAUGGCCAAGCUUUUAUUUUUCAUUUUUGAAAAAUAUAUCAAAUUUAAUCAAAUUACAUAUUUUUCCUUUUAGAGAAUACUUAAAACAUAAAACAAUAACAUUAUGACAAACUGUUACAUAUGAAUACAUACAUCAUUCAAACUUCAUCAAUAUAGAUGUAUAUGGGCUUUGUAAGGAUAUAUUUUAUUUCCUUCUCUUCCUUCAUUUAUCCUGGGCUAAUACUAAGUCAUGCAUCGCCAUCUUAUUUUUUCUUUCUAAAAUCAAUUUCCCGUGUUUCCUCAGAGCAUACUAUCUAAUUCUACGUAAAAACAUUUUACGUGGGUUUUUUUGGGGGGUGCACGAGGGUAUGGGAUUUUACUAUUUAGUUUAAACUGAAUUAGGAUUAGGUAGUGACACCCAUGAGUUUGGGGAGUUUAUGGCAUUAGCUUCAAAAAUGCAAUAGUGAGAUGAUUAUGCAGGGACAGGACUUUCAGAGUUAAUAAAGAAAUUGAGCCUACACCCUAUCACUUCUAUUCUGGUUUUGUCCAUAAGUAUGGAUUUAGAAUCCCGAGGUAAUAGGAGGCUUUUUUUUCUCUUCCAUUCUAUAUUUCCUGUGAAUCUUAGGUCGUAUAGGGAUUAAAGAAAUCUGUGGGCUUGUGGAUGUCUUUUCCCUUUUUUCUCUAUUCCUAGUUUCAUAGGGAAAUCAAAUUAUGCUAGUACCCUUCCUUUUCCUUCGCUCAAUUGAUUGCUCUCAUAUAUCACUGCCAGUGCUUUAUUUUGCAAGUUAUCUGGGAUAUAUAGCAUCUUUUAGCAGAUACGUAGUUUAAUUUUUAGUUACAAGUACUCAGCCUCUACAGCGCUUAGUACUCUAAUUUUGAAAUUAUUAUAUUUACUACAAUAUUUUAGUGAACAUAAUUCCUUCUUCGGGAGACAUUUAGUUAAUUUACCUUUUUUCCCACAUAUGUCUAGUAUCAAAUAAAGGAAUUGUCCAAUAAUUACAUAGGCUAUGUGUUAAUGUUGUUUUAAAUAUUUCCAUACUUGUAAUGUGACACAUUUUGGUUCAAACACUUAUCUAUUUAUUUUUUAGUCUCUAUACGUAGAUCUUUGGUCUAUUAUAAACAGAUACGUAAUCUUUAGGGAUGUUUCUACAUUCAAGUUCCUUUCUCGGUGUAGUUGGGGACCAUUUUUUGGGGUAUAUUGUGUAUAUAUAACAGUAUAAAAAACAAAAAACAAUGGAUAAUAAGAUAGAUAAUAUAUCCAGUCCACAGUAGUUUUUGCAAAAAUAAUGCAGCAGAAAAUGCAUAGUAAAUCCACUUUGCAUAAAUGCAUUUGAUACAUAAUACAUAAAACUAGUAAUUACUCCAGAUACAGAAUAUAUUGCCAUUAAAUGCUAUUAAUUGUAUGUUUUUUAAAGGUGAGAAGUGGGUCAGGUGGCAGAAAUUUGUUAUGUAAAGUAUGCUGUCAAUGCAGACCAAAUGGUUCUGUUUUUCUCUUGUAAUUUUGUAUCUAAAGAUAAAGACUGGAGAGGCUGGGGGGGGAAAGGAAUGUCUGUUGCAUGGAGAAAACAAAGAUCAGGAAGAUAAAACAAAUAAAGAAAAAGCAAACAUAUUGAACUCCAUCUGCAAAGAUUAUCAAAAUGCAUAACAUUGACUAUCUGAAAAAAUGGAUAUAAGCCUCAAUUUAGUAUUUAAAAAAAAACACGUAUCUGUGAUGAAUACGCACCGCUUCUACCACACAGGUGCAAAUACUUCCCCAAAUUUACACACACUUGAUAUGCAAAAAAAGUAACUGAGUGUUACUAAUAGGAGUAUAAUUUAAGUAAAAAUAAAAGACAAACCCUUAGAGUGUUUAGGAAGGAUCAGCCUGUCUUCCAUAUUUUCUUAAAGCAGAGCAUUAGUUAUUUUUGAUUUAGGUGAUUAUAACAAUGAAACUCUUAGAUUAUUGGGGGACACUAACUUGUAUAAGAAAUGAUCAAUGACCCCACUAAUGAAGUGAAAUUAAGUUACUAUAAACUUUUGGAUAGAGGCAAAUUGUUGGGAAUAUUAAAUAUUAGAAUGUCCAGUACCCAAAAAUUUAUUUUAAAUAAGGGGCUGUGAAGUCCAGACACACUUGCCAGUAUUCCUUGGGUCCGAUUAUAAUAGGCUCUAUUUAAGGUGAGCAGCUCUAUUAUUUUCUUCAUCCAUUUUUUAACUUCAGCACUGUAUUCCACAUUAUUGUUCUUCUUUUGAGUUUCCUCUUGUUAGACGAUUUAAGAGGUUUGGUGUCACCUUAGUACACAUAUAUUCAUGUGAUUUGAGCCUAUUCAUUUGAUGCUCUGCCCUAUGUGAGUACAUAUUUUCAUAUGUUAAAAUUAUAUUACACUAUAUGUUUUUGGGUGGGGAGGUUUGUACCAUUUAUUACAGCUCUCCACAGAUUUAGCUGGUGUGGGCUAUUAUCACCUUGCCACUCAGUUAUUAUUUUCAAUGUAAUACUGUUGGAUAAGCUUUUCAAAGGAGUUAGUAUUUUUGGAUAAACUUGUACAAUGAUUCAAUGUCAUAUACACAUUUUACAAUAUUUUGAUAUUUUUGAUACAUUUGUAUAUCUUGCUGUAUUUGAUUUAGAUAUUUUGGGAAAAAAAAGUUUUGUAAAAGUUUGUCCAAAACUACUAUAUCAUUUGAAAAGCGUAUCCAACAAUUUUAAAUUGAGGCUAUAAUUACAUAAUAUGACCAUACAAUGCUUUAGACUGGGUUAAUGUCUGCUCUAUGUAAUCUAAGUAACAAAUAAGUUUCUAACCACACUAUAGAACCUAAAAUAGCUUGAAUGCUUACUUGUCUCCAUUCAUAGUUAGAAUGUAGACCGUAUUGGGUUGAGAUAUGGGUACAACUUUACAGAUAACAUACAGGACAUAUUUGAGACAACGCUAAAGACAAGUGCUUAAUGUGCUCUAACAAGUAUAUAGAGCUCCUAAAUAUCUCUAUGAGAAAGGGAGGGAUAAAUGGAGAAAGAAAAUAAGAAAAUAAAUUAUUAUGCCUAUUACAUGUUGAUAAUAUUUCAAUUUUUUUCUCUUUUAGGGACGUAUCUUUAAUUGUAUUCCACUGUGGGUGAUCCAUAGCACUGCCGUUCAAGAAUUCACCUUGAAUUUCUUAACUAAAAAAUUUAAAAAGGAACCAAAAAACAUGUGAAGCUAUUUUUGUACAGAUGAACAAAUAGAAUAAUGUGAAAAAAAAGAAGAAAACAGAGUCAGAGAAUGCACACAUUGUUUAGUGAAUUAUUUAUUCUAUGCACACAAAAAAACAUAGCUGUUGACUGUUAAGGGAACGGUUUAUUGCCGAAAAAUAAAUAGUAGGAAUAUUAAACACAAGUAUGAUAGGACCAAACUCUUUCUUAAUUAGCUGUCUAAUGUGAAUUAAUCAGUUGUCAGUUAUCUAGUUUUACCCAUCUUUGUUUAGGCCGGGAAAUCUUGAAUAUAAAGCCCGUGUUUGAUCUGUAAGGGCUGAAUGUCAACACAAAUUUUUAUACAUAAUUACCUUUGUAAAAGGUCUACUAAUAAGUUGAACAAUGGUUAAUUAUUCAAAUUAUUUCACUUAACUCAACAUGAUUAAUGCGGGUAAAUUAAGAUUUAGCCAUCUCUUGGCUUUUAGCUAUACAAUGUUGUUCACUUUUACUGACAAACCGCUAAUUGUUAAAAUGGGUGUUGCUAACAUUAGUGACUAAUAGCUGUUUUAAUUCUACAUCAUACCAGUUGUGAUUGGUAAAUACCGGGUGGGUUUAACCAGUUUCUAUACUGACUUUUUUCCACAUUAGAUGCUACAUUUUACUGCUAUCUUACCAAAAUUAAAACCUGGCUCAGCUAAUUGUAAAGAUAAAGUCAAGUUAUAACCUUAUAACUAACACAAAUUUCCAAUACAUCCUGUAGGAAAAAAUACAUGUCAUGUAUACAGUAUGUCAUCACAUUUAAAUACUAAAGUGCAUCCCAAAGUAUGUCAUCCAUCAAUAAAAAAUAAAAUCAAAAAGCCAAGAGACGUGAGUUAAAAAAAAAAAAAAAUCUUUAUGCAAAUAAAAUGCAUGUGUCAUUUAAAUGAGCAAUUAGCCUAACAGACAUUAACCUCAAAAGCUAAGGGAAAAACUAGGGCCCACAGGCCCAUAACACAGAUAUGAAUAUGCCAUUGUAUAACAUUACAGUUUGCUACAUGUAGUAUCAUGUACAUCAAGCUUAUAACUCCUUUUGUCUAUCUCACUGUAGCCAAUCACAGGCGACAUAUGCAUUUGCAGGGUGUAUACAAUCCAGUUGUGUUUGCUAUGGUGAUGAAAGCAUGCCAUUUCAGUUACUAUUAAGUGAUAGGUAUCUGUAGAGGCACACGUUAAUAAGGGUUGGCCACACAACUUAUUGGUAAAUAGCUCACAGCUAGUAUUUAACAUCAACAUUGAAAACAAACCCGUAAAGGACCACUCUAGGCACCCAGACCACUUCAGCUUAAUGAAGUGGUCUGGGUGCCAGGUCCCUCUAGGAUUAACCCUUUUUUUAUAAACAUAGCAGUUUCAGAGAAACUGCUAUGUUUAUAACAGGGUUAAUCCAGCCUCCAAAUCAUCUAGUGGCUGUCUCAUUGAAAAUCACAGUGAGAACAUGCAAGCGUCCAUAGGAAAGCAUUGUAAAUGCUUUCCUAUGAGGAAAUGCUUUCCUAUCAGCCGAAAGGGAGGAUCGGAGGUGGAGAGGAGGAGGAGAGCUCCCCGCCCGGCGCUGGAAAAAAGGUAAGUUUUAACCCCUUCCUCUCCCCAGAGCCGGGCAAGGGGGGGACCCUGAGGGUGCGGGCACCCUCAGGGCACUAUAGUGCCAGGAAAAUGAGUAUGUUUUCCUGGCACUAUAGUGGUCCUUUAAUCAGUCUCUUCGCAGAGAGGACAGGAAAAUUAAAGUAGAUUUAAAUAAAAAAAAGUGUGAUUUUAACAUUAUAAUUCAUUUUAGGCAUUUUUUUUAAUCAAUUUGCAUAAGAUAUAGCACAUGGGGAAAAAAAUCUUGCUUUUACUAUUCCUUUCAUCAACUUUAUUGUUUACAAUAGUUAUAAAUUGAAGUGAGUACAUUCCAGAUUUAUUUACAAUUGCGUUUCAGAUUUGGGAGAUUCUGUAUCCAAGUUACAAUAAUGUCACAGGCGGAUCAGAGGAUAGGACCCUAUUACCACCAGUGUCAGCAAGAUACUCCAUGUACAUUUGUACGUAAUUGUCUUUAUUCAACAAUACUAUAUUACCUUCCUUGUCAGAUGAUUUAAUAAUCAUCAACAUCAGUUUCUGAGCAAAGUGCUUUCGUGGCUCUUCUUUCGGAUUUUGUCAACCGAUCUGCGGGUUUCAUAAUCACAGAGGAAAACACCUCCAGGCAUGUACAUUCUGACAAUGUGCUAUUGGGUUAUACGGAGGUGGGAGAGAUCUGAGGUUCUUGUUCAUCUAGUAAGGAUUCUACAGUUUUUACAUAUUGAAAAUCUGACCUAGAAAGACUCAGGUUUCUUGCUUCUUUCUAACUCCUAUGAAAUUUAGCUUUUUUAUCUCACAUUUUUAUAUUAACUUUUUAUUGACAAAAGCUUAGGAGACUUGGCAAACUACUUUAAGCUGACCUAGACUAGCAGUUUAAUUUAUUUUAUCAUUGAAAUUAUGAUAUAUUCUUUUAAAGCCUUUUUUUAAAAUAAGAUUUUACAAUAAAGGUUAAUGUUUCAUGUCAACCGCAGUUAAAACUUAUUUUGAAUUCUAAGAAGGAACUUCUGUUAGCACCACUCCUGAACGAAGCCAUGCAUGCAGGGCAGAGCUCAAUGACUGAGAACAUCAGCUGAUUGCAUUUGUAGUAGAGGCAGGAAGCAGCACACAGAGGAUCACAGGUAAAAGCAUUCAAAUAUGGUUUGACAAAGUACAAUAGAGGUACGCUAGGCCCUCCUGGCACCAUAAACACUACAGCUUGGAGUGUUUCUGUAAAGACAAUAUGUGUGCACAAACACCAUAAACCAAACACCAAAGAAAUUAAAUUUAAAUAGUAUGUAAAGAAAAUAAAUUAUAUGAUACAUAUGAAAAUACAUAUGCCAUAGACACAGAGGUAAACAAAUAUUUAAAUAAUCUGAGUAAUAAGUCUUAUGAAAUAUUUUAUAAGAGAGAUUGUGUAGAAGAAACUCUGUUUUGAUUCUCAAAAUAAAAGUAAAAGCCAAGUUAGAUUGGCAUUGUUGACAGCAUGUAUAUGAACACACGUACAUAUGUAAAUGUAUUUGAAUGAUGUUAAUAUUCCAUGCUUGUGGGUCAUAGUGACAUACUUUUGUAUUUUUAUAUUAUUUUUUUUUUGCUUAGAUACACUUGUAUAGUAGUAAAUAAUAAUUAUACAAUAAAUGAUGGUUGGAUUAUAGUU
Messenger RNA from Pelobates cultripes (western spadefoot toad), 85925 nucleotides. The record is from the annotation of a GenBank genome assembly. Lineage: Eukaryota; Metazoa; Chordata; Amphibia; Anura; Pelobatidae.